AUGGCGCACCAGCCCUCAGCUAGCGCCUUGCGCAAAGUUGCAGGUCGGUCGAUCGAUCCGCCCGGCUCGGUGCACUCCUUGCGGAGUGGGGCCGGCAGGGAUGCGUGCACGCGCGUCUGCAUGUCUGCAUGCACGGGAUGCAUACGAAGGGCGCUGGAGGCGCAGCAAUUUUUGCAAGCCUCCCAGUGCAGCGUGGGCGUCUUUGGGGUGGGAAGGGUGCAUGUUGUUUUUCUGUCCCUUUAUCCAAAGGAUUUGGUAGCCGCCGAAGUCGUGACGAUGGCGGUGGGGAAGGGAAGGGGUGAGCAGCCUCUACUUCAAAAGAAGCGCUUCUUUGAGGGGCUUCUCUUGCUUGACAGCCAAGCAGCCUCAUCUGUCUCAAAGCGGGUUUAGGGCAAGUCUGUUAAAAUAAAUGUAAAGCGAGCAUAAUGGGGGAAAAAGCAAGAUCUGGAGGCUCGGUGCUCCCUCCCUCUCUUUCCAGACUCUCCUGUCUGCGAGUUUUGUCAAGAGUCAAAUAGGGCAGCCAUUUAAGAACACAAGAGCCUUCUGGGAUCAGGCCACUGGCACAUCUAGUCCAGCAUACAGUUCUCGUAGUAGCCAAGUGGAUGCCCCAGUCGGAAGCCUGAAAGCUUUGUACAUCACCACAUCUAUUUUAAAAAAUAAUAAUUUCCACAUGCACAAUUUGAAAUAAUUUUUUAAAAUAGAAUACAUUUCACAAUAGCAAGAAAAAUUCCAACCAGGUGAGCUGUGUGCCUGCACAGUCUGUUGCACAGGUGCUCAAUGUGGAUAGCUUUGAGGCCUCUCUUCCUCUAGGUGUGUGUUUUAAGCUAUAUGAAAACAGCUGCUUAUUGUUGGAUAGUUAACUUUUUUUAUUAAGGGACCACAAUUUUACCUCCGCAGGAGAAUACAAUAGUACCCUCCCCAGCAGUCAUUCCAGAAAACAGCAUAACAAGAUGCAAAAGCAGCAAAUACGUAUCUAUUUAUUCAUUAAAAUUCAUAUACUGCUUGGUUGUAAAACAAACAAACCUCAAAGUGGUUUCCAAAAAGAAUAAAAUAAUGAAAUUAUCAGUGAAAGCACUUGAUAACUAUUUAAAACCUUAUUAUUAUUAUUAUUAUUAAAAUCAAUGACAAGCUGAGAACCAGAUUAAAACAUGCCAAUGUUCUACAUGCCUGAGCGGGCUUACCUAAACAAAAUAUUUUAAGCAGGUGCCAAAAAGAGUCCAGUGAUGUCAAUACAUAGUGAGUUCAAAAGUAUGGGUGAUGCCAUACUAAAAGAUUUAUUCAAUCAAUCAAUCAAUCAGUCAUUUACUGUGUUUGACUAAAAGUCAUUACAAAUUCAAUUACAAAUCCAGCAAGUCAAUUAAAACCUGUUAAAAGAAUCCAGAGAUAUACAUCCACUUACAAUAAGUCAAAUUAAUUAAUUGCCUGCACAGUCUACAGCAUUGUCUUUUAUAUAGUUAGCAUGAAUGUUUUUAGCUUUUGCAAAUAAGGCUGUUUUAUAUGUGACAAGCGGAUCACAGUCAGAGAAUAGCUAACAUAUUUUCUCUUCAGGGUUCUGUCCCUGUAGCAGUGCCAGCAUCUGCUCCAAAAAAUGUCUUUCUGAGGUUUUGAUAGAGUUGACAAUGGAGUAUAUAAUGGGGGAGAUCUGCCUCACCUACCCCACAAAUACAAAGUCUUAAGUGCCUUGGAACAUUUCUGUAUCUUCCAUCUAAGACUGACGUAGGCAUUGUUUGAAAACGGAGAGCUGUAAAUGCAGUUUUCAGGGAGGCAAAGGUAAGUGACUGCAAAUAUUGAGCUCUGGUGUGGUGAGAUUUCAGCAAAUAGUACCAAUGGGAGAAUUUUGAGAUAUGGAUUAGAGAUAAAUCUUGCCCGUUAGCCUGUUCAUAAACCCAAUCCCCAAGCAGUCUUUUCACUCCAGGGAAUAUAAAAUCUGUUGUCAGGUUUUUUUGAGGCUGGCAGGUCUUGUACUAACUUGGCCCAACCACCCUUCUUCCAUUGUUCCUCCAGGCAGAGUCUAGGCAAACGGUCCUCUGGCAUAUCCAGCCAAAAAGCAGUCAUCUCUGCCCUAGCCUUUAGACUUUUCCUCAGCAUUUGAUACAAUUGACAGAUUGAUUUAUUGCAAUUUCUUAAGCACACCUGACAUUUGUCUUUAGGGCUUCAUCCAAACCUGGGCUUUAGUUCUCAACCCUGAUUUCAGCAAGUGUCCAUUAAUGCAUUAACCAGUGUUGAUGAGCAUGCACAGAGUGAUUUGCCUCUCCGACAGAAUUACUCUGAACAACUUUCCCAAAUCUAGGUCAGAAGGGAACAACACUUUCUGGAUUAGAAACUCUGAACUGCAUCUCUCUUUCCCUCUCUAAGGGUCCAUCGCUAUGGAGCCUGUGAGCAUCGAUAACUUGUCCAUUCUGUACCAAAGUGCGGACUUCAUUGUGGUUAACAAACACUGGGAUGUCCGCAUUGACAGCAAAAUGUGGUAUGAAAAGCUCACCCUGCAGAGCCAGUUGAAAUAUCGGUUCCCUGAGCUUGCAGACCCAGACACAUACUACGGCUUCCGGUAAGUAGUUUGUAAGAAGGCUCUCUGUUUACUUAAUGUGUGGGAUAACAGUACAGUGGUGCCUCGCAAGACGAAAUUAAUCCGUUCCGCGAGUCUCUUCGUCUUGCGGUUUUUUCGUCUUGCGAAGCACGGCUAUUAGCGGCUUAGCGGCUAUUAGCGGCUUAGCGGCUAUUAGCAGCUUAGCGGCUAUUAACGGCUUAGCGGCUUUAAGAAAAAGGAAACGAACUCGCAAGAACUCGCAAGACGUUUCGUCUUGCGAAGCAAGCCCAUAGGGAAAUUCGUCUUGCGGAACGACUCAAAAAACCCAAAACCCUUUCGUCUAGCGAGUUUUUCGUCUUGCGAGGCAUUCGUCUUGCGGGGCACCACUGUAUGAAAUAGUUUUAUUCAAACAAUUUAUGAACUUGGUUGUUAGCAGCUGCCAGGUUAUGUAGCACAGAAAUGGGAAGCUUUACAAGCACUGACUCCUGCAUUAUGGUAAAAAAAUGUAUGGACUCUUGCAAUUGCUGAAACCCAUAAAUGUAUAGACCCAUAAACUACAGGCAGCGACCUCUUAGCACCCAGGCACAGACCUCCUCUGUAAAAUGGGUAUUAUAUGGCUAGUGUGAUGGCGACAGUAAUGUGAGCUGGAAAUUUUCUAGAGCAAUAAAUGGAUGCUGAUUGCAAAAAACUGUACUAGGUAAGCCUGUCAGUUUUCAGUGUUUUUUGCUUUGCUUACUAAAUGCAAUUAAAAGAAACUUGUUACAUUAGAUUGCUCUCCAGAGCAAUGCAAACUGGCGACUCCCAGAUUCAAAUCAUUCUAUGCAAGCCUAAUUUCAAUUCUAAAUUUUGUGGAAAACCCAAGGUGACAAGUGCAAAGUGCGUUUUAGUAUAAAUGAGGAAGGUGUUUGUUUGUUUUUUGAAGUGAUUUGAGGGCAAGGCCAGAUUUUCCAAAGUUCACAGAACCUUUGUUUGUAAUUGUUUUACUUCUGCUACAUAUUUUGAAAAGUUGUUUGUUUGUUCACUGUGAUUUAUAUGCCUCUUAAGACAUUGUAACCAAAUCAGUGAGGUCAAGGAUAAUCUUUCCAUUUGUACUUGGAUACUGUUGGAAGCCAUUUUGAAUCAAGAUGGCAUACUGAACCUUUCAGGCUGUUUAUAACAGACAAAUCUUAUGAUCUUCCAGGUUUUGCCACCAGCUGGAUUUCUCCACCAGUGGGGCCCUUUGCGUGGCGCUCAACAAGGCAGCCGCUGGAAGUGCCUACAAAUGCUUCAAGGAACGGAUGGUGACCAAGGCCUACCUUGCGCUGGUGAGCCACCAUGUUUGUCAAGUUCCCUUCUAGCUAUCAAUCAGAUGAAAGGCUGUGUCCCAUUCUGGAUGCUGCACUUUAUUUUUUUUUUAUUUUUAAAUGAUAUUUAUUAAAAUUUCAAAGAAAAAAUUACAUAUAUAUAAAAAAAAAGAAAAAGAAAAAGAAAUAAAAAAGAAAAAAAUACAAAAUACAAAAUACAGAAAAAAGAUAGAAAACACUUAAAAAAACAAAAACACAUCAAUCUUUCCAUAACUUACAUUUCAUUUCCUUACUUCCCUGACUUCCUCACACCUCCCUUUUUUGUAUUCCAGUUCUAUUAGUUAAUUCAGCAAGUCCUUUCCCUCUUUGUUUUUGUCUUAAUCCUUUAACUUAACAUAUUAUAACUUUAGAUUCUCAUCUGUUAACAAUCCAUUUGUACAUACACCUUUAUAACAUUGCUGCUAAGACCACUUAAUUUCAUUCUGACAUCAUUCUAACAUUCAUUAAUUUUGCAAUAUUUCUGUAAAUAGUCUUUAAAUUUCUUCCAAUCUUCUUCCACCGACUCUUCUCCCUGGUCUCGGAUUCUGCCAGUCAUUUCCGCCAGUUCCAUAUAGUCCAUCACCUUCAUCUGCCAUUCUUCCAGAGUGGGUAAAUCUUGUGUCUUCCAAUACUUUGCAAUAAGUAUUCUUGCUGCUGUUGUGGCAUACAUAAAGAAAGUUCUGUCCUUCUUUGGCACCAAUUAGCCGACCAUGCCCAGGAGAAAGGCCUCUGGUUUCUUCAGGAAGGUAUAUUUAUAUACCUUUUUCAUUUCAUUAUAGAUCAUCUCCCAGAAAGCCUUAAUCCUUGGGCAUGUCCACCAAAGGUGAAAGAAUGUACCUUCAGUCUCUUUACAUUUCCAACAUUUAUUAUCGGGCAAGUGAUAGAUUUUUGCAAGCUUGACUGGUGUCAUGUACCACCUGUAUAUCAUUUUCAUAAUAUUCUCUCUUAAGGCAUUACAUGCCGUAAACUUCAUACCUGUGGUCCAUAACUGUUCCCAGUCAGCCAUCAUUAUGUUAUGUCCAACAUCUUGUGCCCACUUAAUCAUAGCAGAUUUAACCGUUUCAUCCUGAGUAUUCCAUUUCAACAGCAAGUUAUACAUCUUUGACAAAAUCUUAGUUUUGGGUUCUACCAGUUCUGUUUCUAAUUUUGAUUUUUCCACCUGGAAGCCUAUUUUCUUAUCCAAAUUGUAUGCCUCCAUUAUCUGAUAAUAAUGAAGCCAAUCUCGCACUUUGUUUUUUAGUUUCUCAAAGCUCUGCAAUUUCAGUCUAUCUCCCUCUUGUUCCAGAAUUUCCCAAUAUUUCGGCCAUUUGGCCUCCAUAUUGAGCUUUUUCAGAGCUUUCGCUUCCAUCGGUGACAUGGAUGCUGCACUUUAUGAAUGGUGAAGGCCAGGGCUGGCUGACUCUGUGGCCCCCUGUCGAUAUUGCUGCUCUGCAAAUUCAGAAGUGCAAGGUCCCUUCAUGAUGGUCAUACCCUUCUAUGAUUAUGCAGUAAUCUUAGAAAAAUACAAUAAAAGUUAACCUAGCCUUCCAGCUAGGUUACUAUUUUCUGUGCACAUAUAGAGGCAAAUGAUUUGGAGUGCUCCAAUACAGUCUUCCAGAGUGACUGAAGUUGUGUCUUCCUUGAAGUUCCAUUGUAUGUAACAUCAUUCUCUUGAAUAACAAUAAUAAUUUAUUAUUUAUACCCCGCCCAUCUGACUGGGUUUCCUCAGCCACUCUAGGUGGCUCCCAACAGAAUAUUAAAAACACGAUAAAACAUCAGACAUUAAAAACUUCCCUCAACAGGGCUGCCUUCAGAUGUCUUCUAAAUGUCAAGUAGUUGUUUUUCUCUUUGACAUCUGGUGGGAGGGCGUUCCACAGGGCGGGCGCCACUACCAAGAAGGUCCUCUGCCUGGUUCCCUGUAGCUUUGCUUCUUGCAGUGAGGGAAUCUCCAGAAGGCCCUCGGAGCUGGACCUCAGUGCCCGGGCAGAAUGAUGGGGGUGGAGACGCUCCUUCAGGUAUACUGGGACGAGGCCGUUUAGGGCUUUUAAGCUCAGCACCAACACUUUGAAUUGUGCUCAGAAACGUGCUGGGAGCCAGUGUAGCUCUUUCAGGACUGGUGUAAUAUGGUCUCGGAGCACCUUGUGCUUUCAGUAUUCCUAAAUGCUUAGCUUUGGAGCAUACUGAACAACUCUUCCUGCGCACCUUCUCCAGAGUUACCCUAGGGGUCAACCCCUAAUGGCUGACUUGCCUUCUUUCACUCUGAUUGGCUCUGGUCAGCACAAAGCAUGAGAAGACUUCUUAGCAGCUAAAAAAACUCCCCUUUCUUGCUGGUUGGGGCUCUAGGAUAAUGGAGACAGGGAAUCUGCUGUUCCAAAGUAUGGGUGCUGCUACACUAAAAGAUGAUCUACUGGAUCUGCUAUGAUUCACCCAUCUUCCCACAAAACACAAGGUCACGUUUAUGUGCCCAAUCCACACUUUCCUACAGGCGGUGAAAAAUAUAUUCAAUGAGCACUUUUAACAUUUAUAUUCCCCCCCCCCCAGCCACGAAAAUGGCUUGUGUUUCAGGCCACCACUGUUGAAACAGACCCGGAAAGCCAGUAGGGCGUCAGACGUCAGCUGGCGUUCAUAAUUUUAUCUUGAUCCCUUUUGGGUGUCCCACUGACACGCGAGGCAAGGCGAGCCGGCCAUCUGUAGGAUGGGUGCCUAGUGACCGGCCGCCUGUGACUUAAACAUUAGUUCUUUGAAAGGGAAAGAUUAAAAAAGGCAUUAAGUAGAAGUGAGUAGCAGAUUGGCAGGAAAUGAGGUUGGUUUUGCAACUGGUCGCAGCUAGGAAGAGAGAAUCCUUGCAUGUCAAAGAGGACAAAGAGGACUCAGGGUGUGUGUGUGUGUGUGUGUGUGUGUGUGUGUGUGUGUAUGUAUAUGUAUGUAUGUAUGUAUGUAUGUGUGUAUGUGUGUAUGUGUGUUUAUAUAUAUAUAUGUGUGUGUGUGUGUGUGUGUGUGUGUGUGUGUGUGUGUAUGCCAGUUUUGAGGCUGUUCGUCACCUAGGUAAUUUUGUAUUUGUGGGUUGAGUACCCAGCAUCUUUCAGAGGUGCAUUACCACUUCCCUAAAGAAAAUGAUACAGUCCGUGAUGCUUUUUCCUUUUCCUAUCCUCGGAUCUUAUUCCCCACUGCUGAUCUAAAGCUUUCUAUUCCCUGCCUCUCCCUGUCCCAAGAAACUUCCUGGGAUUUUCGUUAGCUGGAAUAACGAUAAUAUAAUACAUUAUUAUUAACAGCAUUUAUACAAUGUAUAAUACAGUGGUACCUUGGGUUACAUACACUUCAGGUUACAUAUGCUUCAGGAUCACAGACUCCGCUAACCCAGAAAUAGUGCUUCAGGUUAAGAACUUUGCUUCAGGAUGAGAACAGAAAUCGUGCUCCGGCAGCGCAGCGGCAGCAGGAGGCCCCAUUAGCUAAAGUGGUACCUCAGGUUAAGAACAGUUUCAGGUUAAGAACGGACCUCCGGAACGAAUUAAUUACUUAACCCGAGGUACCACUGUAUAGGUUUUUUGUGACCCUUAACAACUACCCUGUAAGGUAGGAAGGAAUUAUUAUCUCCAUAUUGCAUAAAAGGGUGCAGUGAGAUUGAGAUGUCUUAGGCCAUGAAGUGAGUUCACUGCAUUACAUUUCCUCUCACCAUCGGCUCUCACCGUUAUGCCAUGCCCGCCUCUGGCUAUGUUAAACAUCUGACGUGGAUGCAUGAUGUAGCCACAGGAUGAAAAAGCCACAAUGCAGAGCAUGUGGAAGCACAUUGUGUGUGUUUUUCCUACCCCUGUGACAUAUUUGACCUCCCCUUCUUACUCCCCCACAUGAGAUAACCUGUGACUCAUACCUGGGAUUCCCAGCGGAAUUCUGCACACCUGAAAUUAGGACAGGCCUGUACGCAUGCUAUACAUGUAAAGCACAUGGCUUCCCCUCAAAGAAUCCUGAGAGCUGUAGUUUACUCCGCACAGAGCCACAAUUCUGAGCACCGCCAGCAAAUUACAGUUCACAAGAUUCUUUGGGUCGGGGGGUGGGGGAGAAAGCUAGGUGCCUUCCAUGUGUGUUUAAAUGUGGUUUUAAGUGUAUGAUGUGGAUGUCACCAAAGCUUGCAGUGGCUUUUUGUUAAACGGCCUUCCUGGAUGGUGAGAGACAAAAAGGGUGGCGCAAAGACUCUGCAGAUGCUGAAUCCGUUCAGGAAGCAGAGCUAAUCUGCCGCAGAUGAAAUCCUCCCGGGCCAAGCGGAUUAUGUGUCUCUCAGCUUCUGUGGAUGGGAAGAGCUUAACGCAGCCUGGUCACGGGGAAACCAUGCUGAUCCGCGCAGUCUGGAAUGAAACAAAGCUUAUUUUCUGAGGACAUGGAUCUUCAAAGGAAAAAGAUGUGCCUUCCCCUGGCAGUGUUACAUCUCCCCCAAAGCCAAGAGUCUGUUGCCCUCUUGGCUUUGGGAUUGAAGAGCUGGGCAAGUCUGUCAGUUUUGGCUUCUCUGCAUUUCUCACUUUUGUAGUCUCAUGCUCCAUUUGCCCCAUUUCUGCAUCAGUUUGCAAACUUAAUUUUAAACAAGUCAUCCUGAAAACCUUACAUGUAUCAAUCAUCACAGUGUGAUUUUUUUUAUCUUCCAGUAAAACACAUAUUUGCAAGCAAAUUUAUUUUAAUGUACUAUAUUUUUUGCUCUAUAAGACGCACCAGACCAUAAGACGCACCUAGUUUUUGGAGGAGGAAAACAAGAAAAAAAUAUUCUGAAACUCAGAAGCCAGAACAGCAAGAGGGAUCGCUGCGUUUUGGCUUCUUGCUGUUCUGGCUUCUGUGAUAGCUGCGCAGCCUGUAUUUGCUCCAUAAGAUGCACACACAUUUCCCCUUACUUUUUGGGAGGGAAAAAGUGAGUCUUAUAGAGCAAAAAAUACGGUACAUGUUUUUGUGCACACAAUUCCCUGAUAGCCUUCCCCCCCCCUUGGCUUGAAGAACUGCAUUACAGAAUUUGCAAAAGUGCAAAUUCCAAAAGGCAGCUGCAUGUUCAUGUUCAUGCCUGGGAAUUACAAAUUGAUUCACAUUGAAAUGCAUAUUAGACAAAUUUCUCCCCCAUCUCUGUAUGGACUACCAACAGGGGUGCCCAAAAGCUCAACAACUCUGAACUCCCCCCCAAAUGGGUAGAUCACUUCCAGUCCCCACCCCGGGAGUAGAUCGCAGUCUCUUGGGAGUUGGUUGUCCCUAGACUACAACUCCCAACAGGGCUGCUAGGAGUUGUACUCCAAAACAUCUGGGAGGCACCAGGUUGAGGAAGACAGGUUUAGAGGAACUUACUUCCAGUAAGUGUCUGAAGUGAGGAUGAGGGUGGGGUGAACUUGUGGCCCUCCAGAUGUUCUUGGACUCCCAACUCCCAACAGCCCCAGCAGCUAGCAUAGCCAGUGGCGAGGGAUGAUGACAUGCUUUGUAGUCCAGCGACACCUGAAGGGCCCUAGGUUCCCCAACCCUGAUUUAAAGUAAGGGAAGUUAAGAUGUCCCUGUACAGCAAUUCUGCAGGUAUAUGGCUUUGCAAGUGAUAUUGACCUGUUCCCAUUGUACAGUUGGGAAACUGAGGCUGGUGUUUUCUUCAUGUUAAGACUCAGGGUGUUGUGACAAAAUGCAUCCUCUGCUUGGCAGGUGAGGGGCCACAUCCAAGAGGCGAGGAUGACGAUCCACUACGCCAUCGGGAAGAACACGACAGAAGGCUUGACACACAUGAUGUGCAUUGAAGGGACGGAGGGUAGGGCUGUCACCACCCUUUCAUGCCCCCUUUGUCAUUUUCAUUGUAGCACUGAGGCAUUGCAUCGUCAGAAAACUUUGAGCUUUGCAGAUGUUUUGAAAAUUGACUUUGCUUUUAACACGUUGAUUCCAACAUUUCUAACAGGUUGUGAAAACCCCAAACCUUGCCAGUCAGAGCUAACAGUGCUUGAACAUGGCCUUUACAGUGGCGAUCCAGCGACGAAAGUUCUUCUGCAGCCCCUCACAGGUAAAAGGACUCCAGCUCCUUCAUUGCAUGGCUCUGGAAUGGUCUUUCCCACAAUGCAAUGUGUGCUUCUGUUUCCAGGCUGUCAAGUCAGGCCAGUUCAGCAAGGCCAGUUCUCCACUCUUCUGUGCCUCAGAGAAGUUUACAGUGGUACCUCAGGUUAAGUACUUAAUUCGUUCCGGAGGUCCGUUCUUAACCUGAAACUGUUCUUAACCUGAAGCACCACUUUAGCUAACGGGGCCUCCUGCUGCCGCUGCGCCACCAGAGCACAAUUUCUGUUCUCAUCCUGAAGCAAAGUUCUUAACCUGAAGCACUAUUUCUGGGUUAGCGGAGUCUGUAACCUGAAGCGUAUGUAACCUGAAGCGUAUGUAACCUGAGGUACCACUGUAUUUACUUGUAUAUCUAAUUGAUUUUUAUUGAAGUUUUUUCAUACAAACAAGAAGUAUAUAAUAACAAAUGUGGCAUGCAUAACAAAUCUUGAAUGUGAACUUAGUCCUUGUACUGCUUGUUGACAUACAUAAAAAAUACACAAAAAUAGACAAGGUGCAGAAACAGCAGUCUGGAAGACCAAAGGAAGUAAUUUAUACAUUUUUAAGCUAAAGGCCAGAAGUGUUUCAGUAUAAUACAUGCUUCUGCACUUUUAGAAAAGAAAAUUCAAGGCAGAGUACAACUUAUUAGAACAAAAACAGCAGAAAAGCUUUGUUAAGACAUCAGUAAAUACCAAUUGGUUUUUAAAAAAGAGAGAAUUCAUGUUACACAGGCCUGUCUAAAACAGUAUUGUUUUCAGAAGCUGCUGCCAGUCUGUGCAGGGAAUACUGAGCAUGGACUGAUUGGUCUGACUCAGUAUAAGGCAGCUUCCUAAUGGAGAUGUGUGAAGGGUUUGUUGGUGAAACAUCAACACCAGAAUUGGAUGAAACAUUUCACGUGUCUCAUAGAAGCGACCUACGUCUCCUUGUCCUUGGAGGAGGGUGGGCUGAUAGCCGAAAGGGUCUCUGUCCUAAAAAAAUAAAUGGCAUUGUCCUUUCCGCCCCUCCUCAGGAAGAACCCACCAGCUUCGCGUCCACUGCAGCGCCAUCGGGCACCCGGUGGUGGGCGACUUCACGUACAGUUUCAAGAAGGACAGCGGCCCUUACCGCAUGAUGCUCCACGCCUACUACUUGCGCAUCCCGACCAGCAAGGAGCUUAUUGAGGUGAUUGCGCCCGACCCUUUUGUCCCCACCGUGGACAGCAACUGGGCCCCACAGCGUGCCACGCACCAGCUGGAGGAGCUGAUCCAAGAACUGAAGGACCAGAGCGUCCUGGCGGAGGAAGGCCGUCAGGGGAAUCUGCUUGGGAGCCCGAGCCCUGAGGCCCCGCAGGAAGCCAAGAGCCCUGAGGUGGAGGAGUUGGAGCAGGAGCAGCGAGGGAAAUGUGAGCAGUGGCUGGCCGAGUGGGCCCUGGAGUGAGAUGGCCCACGGAUGCCUCGUGGUCGGGAAACCCCAAAUCUUUGUACCUUGUCACUACCGCUGAUUCCUGCCAGAAGCUUUUCCAGGCCUGACUCCCAACACCUGUCGUCUUGUUCACUCCCAACAUUCCUCGGAAAUGCCUCUGUGAGGGUCGCGUUCCCAAACUGGAAUUUUGACUGUGUGCUUGAUCAGCUUUUUAAUCCUGUGCUCUCAAGCUGGCUCGUUUUAGUCGCCGGAUGUGGAAGAUCACGGACUGUGGUCAGACAGGCCAGGUUUGUGCUCUGAAAUUGACACUCUUAAGCCAUUGGAUUAACGCAAUUGGGGCACUGUCUCUCAGGGUGAUGUCAAGUCAUACUUAGAGUAGACCCAUUGAAAUCAGUAGCCUUAAAAUUGCUCAUCAGUAAUACUAAACAUUUUCUUUGUUACUAUAUAAGCCAUACUAGAGACUUUGAGAGACGAGCCACAUAGUUGGCUCUGAAUUUCCUAGCAGCCAGUGCAAAUAGAGAGGCACACAAGGUAACAGAAUUUGAUUGGUUGAUUGCGUCAGAUCCCACCUUUUUCUCCAAGGAGCUCAAAGUGACAUAUAUGUGCAUGGUCCUUUCCCAUCUCAUUUAAUCCCCGCAACAACCCUGUGAGGUAGGUUUGGCCGAGAGGCAGUGACUGGCCCAGUGUCACCCAGUGAGCUUUAUGGCUGAGUCAGCACUUGAACCCUGGUCUCCCAGGUUUUAGUCUGACACUUUAACCCAGGGUUUCCCCAACUUGGGUCUUCAGCUGUUUUUGGACUACAGCUUCCAUCAUUCCUAGCUAACAGGACCAGUGGUCGGGGUUGAUGGUAGUCAAGAAACAGCUGGAGACCCAAGUUUGGAAACUCUUCUCUAACCGCUUUGCCACGCUGGCCGAUUUUCCUUGUCCCACAGCGAAAAGCACAUAAACUCACUUGAUGUAAAAAAAGUAAUAACAUUGUGGCUAAACUCAGACAGGUAUUUUACAUGAGGCUAUUUGUCUAGAGCAGGGACCUCCAACUCCCAAGAGACUGCGAUCUACUCCCAGCACAAAAAAGUGGCAGGGAUCUAACCCAUUUUAGGGGUUCAGGUCAAAGUUGAGCAAAGUUGAGCUUUUUUUAGGAGUUCAGGUCAAAGUUGUUGAGCUUUUCUUAGGGGGCAAGGUCGGUGUUGUGGAGAUUAUUUGUGGGAGGGCACAAAGCAGAGGUUAUUAUUUUAAGACGUAAAUGCCGAAAAACGCUUACCUAACAAAAGCUGGGCGGUGCUAACUCCGAAUUCCACUUUAGCAAUCCUGCACGACUGAAAGAAACAGUGAGGGGGCAGCACCAGAUACAUUCAUUUUACAGCUACUCUUCUCAAGAAAACAGAAAUGAACUAGCAAUCGACCGCGAUCUACCGCUAUCACCUGGGGAUAGACCUGGACAUCCCUGGUCUAGAGGAUGCUGAGUAAUGUAGUGAACAGCGUCCUCUAUAACCAUUUUACACAAAAGACUCAGAAAUGCUGUUCCAUAGGUAGCUCCUUCUAGCAGCCUUACAAAGGUAAUAGCACUAAGUCUUAGCUUUGCAGAAGCAAUUCUAUGCGGAGCCAAAGUAACUCUCAGCCUAUUAUUAGUCUGGGUGCUGGAGGCAGUUCAGAUUUCCUUUCUAAAGGAAGCAUUGACCUGUUGGCAUCUCUGCUGUUUGCAGACAUGCUGUUCAGGCUAGAGUGCAAAUCCAGCCACCAAACGACCGUAACGGGAUGCUAAUGCUUCGCGUCUGGUUUCUGUCGCUCACCCUUCAAUUUCCCCAAACAAGUUACUGCUUUGUGUAUGACUGCUAGGGAACCUGGUAGUGAGAUGAUCACAACCCAGUCAUAGUGGCUGAUAGAUGUCAGUGGGUCUUCUCUGAGGGCGAUGCAUGCUGGACGUCGCCCUCAGCCUCUGCUGCCCUCAGGGGAAUCUGUGGGGAAAGUGUCAGAAAAAAGGGACCACUUGACCUGCUGAAACCCCACCCCCCCGCCUGCCUUCAGCCACAGAGAUUCACUCCCCUUUUCAUCUGUCUUUCAUUUUGGAUAAUAACCAAUGCAUGAGGAGGCUUGUCACAUAACUGUCUCUUGGACUCUGAAGCAAAAAAAUGGAUGAAAGAAACCAGGAAAAUCUCCUUUCCUUUUUUAGUGGGGUCCCCCAGCAGGGCACCCAUAGGUAUCUCAGAACCCUUAGAUAAUACUCUGCUCCCCAACACCUGUCAAGCAUUCUUGACCCUCUUAAUUUUUUUUAAAAAUGAGGACUUUGGGGGAAAUUACUUCCUUGAGGGUGCCUGUUUUUUCACCUGUGUUUUGUUUUUUUAGGGUGGGUGGGGAACACUGUUUAGAUGCUUUCCUUGUUGCUUUGAGAGAGAAGUCUGAGUACCAACAGUUUUUCUUCUGCAGAUUGGGUGCUUUGUGGUGCCCACACCUAUUCCUUAGAUUUCCAAAUGUGCCCCUAGGCCUGAAAAUUUGCAGAUCCCUUUCUGGUUAAGGUUUUCUCCCUCCCUCCCUCAGAGCUCUUUUCCUGACUGACCUUUGCCUUCACUUCCCAUAGAAAGCAAGCUUUUGGCAAUUUUAGAUCAGCCAUCUUGCUUUUUUUUCAUGUUAAUUGGAUGUCUGGAAGGCUAUAUAUGUGGGUUUCAGCUUUUAUCUGCCCUGCAGUAGCAGCUGAUGGUGGUGAUGAUAACAAUCCUUUUCUAGGGCAUUGUAACAAUUGCCCCACAGCAUAUUUGUGUGUGUGUGUCUUUUUAAAAAUCACCUUUGAGCUCAUUUUCCUAUGCAGGUUUUAGGAUGACUUUACAUCAGGGGUUUCGGUGCCCUUGUUCUUUUUAUUGUGCCCAUGAAGCUUCUGAGCCCCAGUGCCCCAUUUGCCAUGAAAACACAUUGAGCAGAAAAAAGGAAGUUGGAAUAGUGACACUCUUUCCCACUUCCUCCUUCAGCUCUAUGUGCUUGACAGUUCCACUGGACCUGACUUUUACCAGAUCCUUUGAGGAAAAACAAUGUUUGUCCCUGUGCACAUCCUCUCUUUCUGUCUUUGGAGAGGGGAGCUGAUCUGGGUUCAGAAGGGGAAGAGAAGUGAUCAGAGAGUGUCCACAACACUUACUGAAAAGUCCCUAUGUGCUAAUUGGUUUCUUUAAAGAUGGUGACCCCUGCCUUAAAUUGACACACUCUCUUGUGCAUAGACACACACGCACACUGCCUUCCUUCCCCAUGUCAGAUCUAGCUGGCGAAGCUAACUUUGUGCUCUUUGAAUCCUGAUUUGUGCCUGGAGACCCAUGCAGUCAAGAGGCAUGCAUUUUCUCAUUGUGGCACAGAAAGGGUAGUGUCCUUUCCCUCAUCCAUCUUUAUUUUGAAACAAAGGGAGCAUCUGAUCUUCACAGCUAGGGUUGAAAACGUGCCUUACGAGGGAUUCCAGGGAACUGCAAGUCCUACACUGCAUGCAGAUCCUGUCUCUUUAUUCCUGCAUGUGUCCUUCCAGCCUUCACAAUAGAGACCUUGUUUUUCUUGUGAAAUCCCAUUUCCUUGUGAAACCUCUUAAAGCCUUGCCAAAUUUUCCCAAAAAGGAUGCUGCAUCCAAGUGUAGAUUGUGCUGUUGAUAUUUGUGCACAUUAUGUUAUGCAAGUAGAAUUUAAACUGAUCACAGGAGGUGGGGUUUUUUUUUGGCAGUGCUGUGCAUAUAUAGAAUAUUGCUCAUAAUGCCCACUAACUUACCGUUUGGAUUUGGGAGGGAGGGACAUGGAACAGUUCUCACCACUAGAGGGCACUAUUCAUAUUGUAAAGAUAGUCCUGGUUCUCUGACUGCCAUCCUUUGACAGAGAUGAUCAUAUGGAAAUGAUUAAUCUCCCCCAUUUAUUUUGCAGAAGACCCUUUAACACACUCUUAGAAGAAGGAGAGCAGUGGGGAAAGAGAAAAAGGAAGAUUUAAAGAGUUUUUACAAAAAUAUGAGCUUAAAUUGUUAGUAAAACAUGGUUGAUAAAAAACAGUUAGCAUUUACAUUUGCAUUGUAAAUUAAAUCAAGGCACAAACUUCAGCAGCUCGAGGGUUUUUUGCAAGAUGACCAAUUUUUAUUUAUUUUCCAAAUAUGCAGAAAUAACCUUCCAUGAGCUGCCUGCACUAAAUAUUUAUACUGUAUCACAGUCUUAAGCAUCCAUGCUUCAUUAUGUUUCUGAUGCAAUAGCAUGCCCUUGUGGCAAUAAAGAUGGGCUUGUCCGUAAUUGCAAGUGAUUACUGGAUCUCCCAGAGGAUGGGGCAGAAAUCUUCCAAAGUUAUUCUCAGGGCACACAAACUCUGGGUUGUUUAUUGCUGUGUCCACCCUGUUUCUUUAUAGAAAUUUCCAUGGAAGUUGUUCUUAUUUUUCAAAUGUCUGUUUUGUAGCAAGUUGUAUUUAAGCACAUUGGGGAGAGGCCUUGAUUACGCUGAUAUGCAACAAUUAUCACUUUGCAGGGCUGACCAUAUCAUUAGGCAGAGCAAGGCAGACUGCGUCCUGGCCUGGCCUGCAUCUCUUACAGAGAUUUUCACAAGAAACAAGUAUUUUUCUUCAGACAGGAUAGGUGAACCUCUAAGAAGAACAACUCACCCCUUGAGCGAAAGACCAAAGCAAAAGUAAAACCCCAAAGAUGGGCAAGAUGGGCCAUUUCUCUCCAGGGAGUGUCACCACCUAGCUAUGGGGUGAGCUCCUGUUGCUCUGUCCCAGCUCCUGCCAACCUAGCAGUUCAAAAGCAUGCCAGUGCAAGUAGAUAAAUAGGUACCGCUGUGGCAGGAAGGUAAAUGGCGUUUCCGUGUGCUUUGGCACUCGUCACGGCGUCCAUUUGCGCAGAAGUGCUUUAGUCAUGCUGGCUACUUGACCCAGAAAACCGUCUGUGGACAAACGCCGGCUCCCUUGGCCUGAAAGCGAGAUGUGCGCAGCAACCCCAUAGUCACCUUUGACUGGACUUAACUGUCCAGGGAACCUUUACCUUUUUACCUCCCUUUACAUGGGAUAUUGCUUAUGGUCAAUGAAAGCCCAACCAGGGAUUGAUACUGGAGGAGUAGGGCCAGGAGGCUAACUUUGACACCCGAGAACACAAAAAAGCAGAAGCAAAACAAAUACAUAUUUCAUUUUAAAUGGACUUUCCUGCUGAGUGUGACCCUCAUUUUUAAAGGGAAAAGGGAGAGAAGUCUUCUCCCAAAGUGUUGAAUGCCACAAGUAAUUUAACAAAACAACAAAACAAGAUGCGCUAUUUUAUAUGCUUACAGGUAAACAGAUGGGUGAUUUCCUGCAAGAUCUUGCGAGAUCUCAUCAAAGUCUUGCAAGAUGUCUAGGAGAGCAAAAUGUCUCUUGAGAUUUGGCAGAGAUCUUGCAAGCUCUUUCAGGGACCAAUGCCAGCAGUGCGUCUCCACAAGCGGCGGAGGUGACACAGAUGAUGGUACAGCUACAGUGCCACUGACAGUGGUGGUGAGUGUCCCACUGGAGAUGGUGCUGUUGUGGUGUGGCAGAGCAGGGUGGCACUUCCUGUUUUGCCUCGAGUGGCAAAAUGGGACAUACCACCCCGACCUUGGGAUUCCAGAACUGACAGCUGUCAGUUCGGAGGGAAAGAAGGCAAGGACCCACAGCCCAAGUGAGGCUCGCUAGCUUAGGGAGGAGUUGUGUGAUUCCUCAGGCCUGCAUCCUGGCCAGGCCUAUAUAUAAAAACACUUCAUGGGAAAAGCAGCCUAACAUCAUCUCACCUGAAGCUCAGCUGGGAUGACAUUGGACCACGGGUGCCAUUUUGUGUGAGUUGCGUGCUUGAUUGGUGUGAGCCUGUUUUUCUAGGGUUGGCAAAUAUUAUAUCUCUGGAAGGCGAAACCAUUCCAUCUUUAAUGCCCCAUGGACCAAACUGCAAAAUAGCCUGACUUUUCCCAUAGCAUGUUCCAAAAUAGUUGGGCUAAUUUUUUGCUGUGCUUUUAUCCAUUGUUGCAAGGAGAACUAGAAAUGAAUAUAUAUUUUCCUUAACCUUUAUUUUGUUAAUUGUGAGAAAGAGAGAUCUAUUUUAGGAUAAAAUGUUCACAAUGGUCAGUGCACACUUUGAAUGGUGACAUGACAUCUGUUUCUGCUAUAUAUCAUCACCCCGGGCUUCUAAGUUGGCAUUGUUGUCUGUUUGCUAGCAACUUAAAGUCACCUAUUUGUAUAUAUAUAUUUGUGUGUGUGUAUUUUAAAAGUGAUGUGAUGUGGAACUUCAUGUACUCAUGACACUCUGUAAGAUUUCAAAAUACUACUUGUUAUUUAUUGUUUUGCAUUUGUGGACAUAACCGAAAUAAACCACACAGGAUAAACGUUAUCAGUGGCUUAUAAAUCUUACACAAAUGGGGGCACAGUGCCUUUUAGUGGCACACCUAAAUGUGCUGUCAUUAGAUCAGGGGUUCCCAAACUCUGACCAGUGGAUGAACUUCCUUCAUGUGGUCCGCACAUUUCUGUAAAAAAUCAUUUAAAAAUUAUAGCGCAGUGCAUUACAGUUGCUACAACAGGAAGAAUAACUACCAAGUGGUCCUUAGCAGUUUUCAAGUGGUCCAUAGGGGCAGGGAAUUUGGGAGCCACUGCACUAGAUUCUUCAGUGUCAGCCCUAAGGUCCUUUUCACUCUUGUCUUCAAACAUGCAGCAAUUAUUUCAUAGUGUGUUGGAAAGGUCUUGGUUUACGUUGUUAAAAGGCAGUUAGCGUUCUCAAUUAGCAUUUGUUGGAAGAUCCAGGGUGGGUAAAAGAAAGGACUUCUCCAUACAGUGCAUAGCUAAACUAUGGAAUGCUCUCCCACAGCAAGGCAGCGAUGGUCACCUACCUAGACUGCUUUAAAAGAGGAUUAAGCAAAUUCAUGGAAUGAGGGUGGCGCUGUGGGUUAAACCACAGAGCCUAGGACUUGCCGAUCAGAAGGUUGGCGGUUCGAAUCCCCGCGACGGGGUGAGCUCCCGUCACUUGGUCCCUGCUCCUGCCAACCCAGCAGUUCAAAAGCACAUCAGAGUGCAAGUAGAUAAAUAGGUACCGCUCCAGCGGGAAGAUAAACGGCGUUUCCGUGUGCUGCUCUGGUUCGCCAGAAGUGGCUUAGUCAUGCUGGCCACAUGACGUGGAAAAACUGUGGACAAACGUCGGCUACCUUGGCCAGUAAAGCGCGAUGAGCGCCGCAACUCCAGAGUCAGUCACGACUGGACCCAAUGGUCAGGGGUCCCUUUACCUUUACCUUUAAGCAAAUUCAUGGAAGAGAGGGCUAUUGGUGGCUGCAAGCCUUGAUGGCUAUGUUCUGCCUCCACAGUCAGCAGCAGCAAUGCUUCUGAAUUACCAGAUCCUGGAAAUCACAAGAGGAAAGAGGACUCUUGUGCUCAGGUGCAGCUUACUGGCUUCCCACAGGCACCUGGCUGGUUACUAUGAGACCGGAAUGCUGGUUUAGAUCAGGGGUCAGAAAACUUUUUCAGCAGGGGGCCAGUCCACUGUCCCUCAGACCUUGGGGGGGUCCGGACUAUAUUUUGCGGGGGGGGGGAGGAUGAACGAAUUCCUAUGCCCCACAAAUAACCCAGAGGUGCAUUUUAAAUAAAAGCACACAUUCUAUUCAUGUAAAAACACCAGGCAGGCCCCACAAAUAACCCAGAGAUGCAUCUUAAAUAAAAGGGUACAUUCUACUCAUGUAAAAACACGCUGAUUCCUGGACCGUCCGCGGGCCGGAUUUAGAAGGUGAUUGGGCUGGAUCUGGCCCCUGGGCCUUAGUUUGCCUACCCAUGGUUUAGAUGAUUCCACUUUGGGGUGAAACAGCAGACUCUUCUUAUGUUUAAAUUACAUUGCAAAUGAAUUUAGCGUGUACUGUGGUAGGAAGCUAGAGUUGUACACAUGCAGUCCAAAGAACCUCACGACAGACUUUAUGAGGGAUAGGCAUUUCACAGCACAGGUGAGAGAUUGCAUGGUUAAAUUCUCUUUUUAAAAAACUUCUUGGACUCAGAAAAGUAGCGUGGCAGGAAAAAAAAGAUGUACUAGAGGACCUUUUCUCCCUGCUGUGCUACCUUCCUGCAUACAGGGUGUGCUUCCCUUUAAGCUUCUCGCCCUCCUCCAGAACAGAUAAGGAAGAGCCAAUGUUUAAGGUCAAGCACAACCCGCGCACUGCUCAUGCUGCCCUUGCAAUGAUAAGGUAAGCUCAGCAUCAUGCCAACGCCUGCCUGAAACACUGGAGAGCCACUUCCAGACAGUGCAGAGACAGUACCGAACUGGAUGGGCCCAAUUGACUUGGUAUAAGGCAACUCCCUGUGUUCCUAUUUAAAGCAGCCUUUUCAGAAUGAUGAGGACUAGAAUCCUACGUUUUAGGGGAAGGAAAACAAGUGAGUAGUACAGCACUUGCUUCGCAUACAAAAAGUCCUAAGUUCAAUCCCCAAAGGCACCUCCAGGUAGGACUGGGAGAGAGUGCCGCUGCCUGAAAACUGGAAAGCUGCUGCCGCUCAGUGUAGACAAUACUGAGCUAGAUGGCAGCUUCCUGUGUUCAAAGGACAGAUUUCAGCACAGCACAAUGAGCGUGAGAGAGGGAGGCUUGCCUGAGGCUCCCUGCUGAAUUCCUAGGAGAUUCUCUCUAUCGUUUGAUUGCUCACUCUUUUGCUCCACCCUAACACAGACCAUCCACCCCGGCACUGACUAAUAUUCGAGAUAUCUGCCAUGGGCAUAUUAUGUUCUAAACAUAGAGUUCCUCUUACAGCAUUUCCCACCCAGUUUUCUCUGUGUCGCUUCCUGUGCUAGGAGUUCACACUCAGGGUCAAAUGUCCACUGGAGCCCUCCUGCAAUGGAGCACUAUAUUUUUGUUUUGUUUCCAGGUGUGCAAAAUGGGUGGUUCGAAAAUACUGUUUCCCUUAGGUAAAUGACCACGAGAAUGGAGGCCGUCUGUGUGCUCGAGCCUUUGGUCAAAUGGCCUUGCAAAGCCAAUCAUUUCUUUGGAGGGAGGAAGCCAGGGUGACCCGAGGAAUGCCAGGGCACACUAGGAGCGGCCAGUAAAGAAUGAGCCCGUACUGGCCAGGCUGGAAUUCUCUGAAGCCCAGGCAAACUUGGCUGACCUGCUUCAAAACGAACGAGUUUCCCCAUUAUCAACAAGCUGAGGAAAAUUCAACAAGGCAAUGCCAGAACAUAAAAAGACUGACUCAGUGGAAAGCAGCUGCUUAUGUUUGCUUGCGUACGGAUAAUGCGGGGGUGCUGCUACUGCAACAAAAAAGUUGCAGUGUAUCAACACGGUCUCUGCCAGCCUGGAACAGGAGUCUUGUAGCAGGUGUUGGUUGGUAGGAUAAGGUAGUAUAGGGAAGGGGGUCUUUCCUUCCAUUCUGAGGCUUUCUGCUUCUGUGUUAACAUGACAAUGCAGGGUCAGGUUUGGGGCUGGGCAGGAGCAUUAUUUAUUUAUUUUUGCUAUAUAAAAGAGAGGAAGGGCAGAGAGUGCAUUGUCCUUUCCCCCUUUCCUCCCUCCUGAAAUUGUCCCACAUAGCACACACAGAGGACAGGUUUUUAACUUCCUGGCAUGCUCCUAUCCAACUCUUAAUUCUCCCCUUCCAGAAUACUCCUACCUGGUAGGGCAAGGCUGGGGAGACCUUUUUUCAGACUGAGAGCCACAUUCCCACCAAAACAGCCUUUGAAGGGCCACAUGCGAGUGAUGGGUUGGGGACAGAGGCAAAAACAGGUGGUGCAAUUGAUGUACAGUAUAGCAAGGUAGUUUCUGCACACACUCAAACACCCUUCUGCAGCCUCCAUUCAGGCAAGUAAGAGGUCAGAGAUCCAAGGACACUUUCAAGCCAGGGAAAAACACUCCAGGGAGUGAGGGGUGUGGCUUGGGGAGGGUUCUAGGGUGCAAAUAUGGACCCUUUGAACUCUAUGGUUCUAUGUAGGCUCAGGAGGAUCUCUCAAUUUCUGUUUCUGAUUUUUCGAGUGUGAAGUUCUGGACUCCACAUUUCUACAUCAGUUUACAAUUUGUUCUUAAAAAGAAAAACAACAUGAAAACUUGUCAGUGUUUUUGUGUGGUUUUCUCCUACCACACACGUAUUUGUAUGCUAUUUUGCAAAAAGCAAAAUUUCCCUUAAUGCAAUCUUUUAAUUAUUUUGUUCCCACCAAUGUAGACAUUUCGACACACACUUAACCAAAGUAUAUGUACUUUUGUACACAUUACUUGCCUGGAGAACUGAACUGCAAAAUCUGGAGAAGUGCAAGUUCCAAAAAAUAGUUGGGUUUUGAUUUGCGUAUUGUUUUGCAAACAGUUUUAAAUGCAAACUGCACCAAUUUUCUCCCCCUUUCCUAAGUUCAGGGCAAUCAUUUUGCACAUUCUCUGAGGCAUUCAGACCAUACCACACUGUAUGUCUAUAGCAGGAUCAUACUGCUUUUAACAGUCAUGGGAAUGGUAGAUGUGUGAGGGGAAUAGGGGGGCUCCUAGUAGUUCCCAGUACCCUUCACAAACUACAGCUCCCAGAAUUCUUUGGUAGAAGCUAUGACUGCUUUAACCAGGUCUUUGGCUGAUUAACAUUCUAUGCUCUUUUAAAUGUGCUUGUGGGAGAGGGGUUCUUGGUUUAGUCUUGUUCUAGUUUUAGUAUGCAUUUUGUUUUCUCAUUUUCUAUUUUUAUGUUGUGAACUGCCCUGUGAUUUUCGGAUGAAGGGCAGUAUACUACUACUACUAUUAAUAAUAAAUAAUGUGGUAUCAUAAUGCUUUAAAUGCAUGGUAUGAAUGUGGACUUAUUCUCAUAUUUCAGGGAGAGACCUUGGCAUGGGAGGAGCAGGGUUUGGGGCUGGCUCAGAUUAGGUCUGCUCCUUGUCAUCCUGUUUUUAUAGAUGCUGCCUUUUUGGUAAGUAAAUAAGGAGCAGCCAAGGUGCCCAUUCUGAGUUCUCAUUCUCCCUCACACACAAGGCCAGAGGGUGUGGGUUAUCUCCCUUGAGAUAACAUCAGGUCCAGCAGGUUUUGAAAGUUUUAUAACCAGGGAGUUGUCUUUGCAAGAAAGCAUGAAGAAUCGCACACACCACACACCACCGGAAGCCGGACAUGGGAAGCAGGACUGACCCCGCUAUUAGGAUUGGAGGAUUCUGAUGAAAAUGGGUCUGGAAAUUGCCAGUGUUUGCUUUCUCAUCUCAGGACCAGAAUGGAAACCAAUCCAGUGAAUGCUAUUGGUAUUUGCUGUUGCUGUUGCUUUUAGUCCACAAACGAUACGUAAUUGAUGACCUCCCCUCCUUUUGCAUUGUGUUUCCUUUGGGUUGAAAUGAAUGGAGUGGAAUAACUUAAUGGCAAUGUAGUUACAAAAUUAAUUAUGUAAUGUGUUGCCACAGUGGACAGUGGGAUGAAUAGUUGCUGGCAGGAGAUGAACUGCAGCAGAAGGGAAACGGUUCUGCGUGUGACGAAUUCAGAGCUACAAUUUCCAGAGUUCCCUGGGAAGAGGGAUUGAGGGAGUUCCUAACAACUCUCUGCACCCUUAACGCUUUACAGUUCCCAGAAUUCUUUAAGGGAAGCCAUGACAGGAAAUGUGGUAUAAUAAAGCUUUAAAUGUAUGGCGUGGAUGUGGCCUGUGGCAAUAGUCUGACUUUGUAUACAUCACCUUCAUAUGUGGUACUAACCACAAACAGUUGCCGCUUUUGGCUAGCUCGCAGCUCCUCUGCCUUCUGUAACAAGUGAAAUACGUAGACAAAAGUUUGAGAACACACAUUAAAGUGAUCUGAUAAGCUUGUUUCAACAGCUGUGGGGCAGGCCAUACCACUAGGCAUAAUGAGGCAGCCGCCUCAGGCAUCUGAUCUUGGGUAUCAUGAAAGGGCAUCAAGUUGACUGUUAUUUACAGUUGUGUCCCAUGCUAGUCCUACUCAGAGUAGACCCAGUGAAGUUAAUGGGCAUGGUCAACUUUGGUUCUUUAAUUUCAAUGGGUCUACUCUGAGCAGAACUUAGCUGCAUGUAAGGCUCCAUUCAUUUUUUAUUUUUUAUUUUGCAUUUUUACUGCCAAAGGGAGAAUGCGCCUUUAGCAAUAUAAACAGUAUACUGAACAAUUUCCACCAGGAUUGUGGAGGGUUUCUGAAGCUGAACGUGACCAAAGUUGCAGCGGUUCUACAUAAUCUGAGCAAAUGACGGAGGCAGGGUCAACGCCCAGCCCAGUUCUGGCCCUUUCUGAAGGUUUGCUGGAAAGCUGACACUUGUCACACCCUGUCCCCUCCGACAUCCCACGCCCUCGAGGGAUAAGAUCAGGACAGGCUGGCAAAGACCUGUUCUUUUACAUUAUUCAUCUCAGGGAUACCUGUCUCCUCUGGAAGGUGGGCUUUGCUACAUACAGGUAGGUGAAGAUUCAGUCUGCUUGCAGCCUUUCUUGAAAUAUUUCACUUUCACCUCAUUCCCACUUCAAUUUCUUUGUCUGUUUCUCCUCUGCUUCUCCCCCGUCCCACAAUCUUUGAUUUCUUACUUUGUAAGUUCCUUGGGGGCAGAGAUCUGCUUGUUGAGAUUCUGUAAAGCAUGACAUACACCGAUGGCACGGUAUAAAAUAAUAAUAAUUGUUACUAUGGUUUUGAAGGAUGGGAAUAAUAGCAAAUCCAAAUAAGGAUGAAAAUAUGUACUGGUUGGACACCAUCUAAUUAACUAUUAAGGGUUCUAGACCCACUUUGCCUUUGACUUCCCUAAACUAGAUUAAUUUAUUUUUUUCAUUGUUUCAUCGCUCAGAGGAUCUUCUGUUCUUUCUCAACCUAUAUACUGUAGUUCUAGUUCAGCAAGAAGUCGGUGACCGCACUGUAGAGCAUUCUAAAACUUUGACACAGGACGAAAAAGAAAUGCAUUAAUCCGUAUGCAGAUCAAAAUGCUUUUUUAUUUAUUUAUUUAUUUAUUUAUUUAUUUAUUUAUUUAAAAGCAUUAAUAAACUGCUCAAAAUUAAAAAUCUCUAUGUGAUAUGCAAAAAAUACAACAUCAAAACAAGAAAAGCAGUAUCAUAAAAAGUGAUACAUAGAAACUUGGGAAGUUUCCUUAUACUGAAUCAAACUGUUGGGAUUCAUAUAACUCAGUAUUCUCCCCACUGACUGGCAGUGGCUUUCGAGGAACUGAGCAGGGGUCUCUCUGAAGCCUACCCAGGGAUGCCAGGAUACCUUGGGUCUUCUGCAGGCAAAGCAGAUGCUCUCCCCCUUGUCCGACUCUUCGUGACCCCAUGGACCAGAGCACGCCAGGCACUCCUGUCUUCCACUGCCUCCCGCAGUUUGGUCAAACUCAUGCUGGUAGCUUCGCGAACACUGUCCAACCAUCUCGUCCUCUGUCGUCCCCUUCUCCUUGUGCCCUCCAUCUUUCCCAACAUCAGGGUCUUUUCCAGGGAGUCUUCUCUUCUCACGAGGUGACCAAAGUAUUGGAGCCUCAGCUUCAGGAUCUGUCCUUCCAGUGAGAACUCAGGGCUGAUUUCCUUAAGAAUGGAUAGGUUUGAUCUUCUUGCAGUCCAUGGGACUCUCAUGAAAUACUCUGGUCCAUGGGGUCAUGAAGAGUUGGACACAACUAAAUGACAACAAAGGGGGAGAGCAUCUGCUUUACCUCCAGAAGUAAUCAUCCUUUGCUUGCCCCCUAAAUUGCCUUCAAUUUAUAUUGUUUCAUGUCACCCCAAUCUCUGAGUGAUGUGAGAUUCCAGGGGUUCCUGGCCUUUACCCAGGGUUUGUGUUUCAUUUGGAAAUGAGGAAUAGCAGAGACUGUGGUGUCUUUAGGAUAUAUGAUUAAUUUACACAUAUAUACAAUUAGAGCCUAUGAUGGAAGGAUUCACAGCACUGACACCCCAAAAAGGGCCUUGUUUCUCCAAUAGCUGCAGCCUUGAAUUCAAACAGAAAUCAAACAUUGCUCAGAAUUUCUCUCCAGCUUGCUGCUUUUUUCUCUAGCUCUCAAGUCUGGCUUUGUCCUUCUAACUAUUCAUGAGUUGGGGGGUGGCUCCACCCAUCUGCCCAUCUCACACAGAGCCCCUUUGCUAUGUUCCUCUGUUAACACUUGCUGGAUCCAGGGGUUCAAAGGCUCUCAGCAUCCAGCCUACUUCCCGCCUUCAAAAAGAAUCUCAUAACAUUAUUUAAGUUUCUCCACUAAAGCUAACCUCCACAUUCUCCCAUACCAAUAAUCCAACCCUGUACCCUUUAGCUCUUUCCAGAAUCUGGCAAUAGUUAAAUAGUUAAACAGUUAAUAUUUUCUUUCCUUUUGCUGCUGAAAGGGACAGCAGCCGUAACUGUGCUUUGUAUUGUCUGCUAUGCCUCAGAUUCAGCACCUUCGCAGAGUGUGUCUGUGAUGGAAAAUAAUUCAGAGAAAAGUUUGCAAAGUUGCCUCCCCGCCACCCUCCCUCGGGGUGUGUGUGAGAAAAAGACGUUUCCUGGGGGAUAUGUCUUCGGACAAAUUUUGGCUGAGCUCUAAUCAGCACCUAUCAGAGCUGAUAAGGAAGCCUUCAAAUACAGAAGAUGUCUAUUAUUGUCUACCUUCUUUUGUGGCUUGUGAGGUCUGAGAGGCAUCUGACCAUCAGCCAUCGAAGGUGGCAUGCUAGGCAAGAUUGAUGUGGGUCUGAUCCACCGUUCCUUGCUGCAAAAUUUAAGUUACUUUAGUGCUAUUCGUCUUGCCGUCGGCUAAGCAGAAAUUUUACGUAAUUAAUUCUAGAAUUAUUGAUGUUUGCAUUAUGUUGUUCCAUGCCAUUCAUUUCAAUGCAAAGGAAACACAAUGCAAUUGGGAGGGGGAAAAGUAAUCAAUUAUGUAUCAUUUGUGCACCAAAAGCAACAGCAGGGAAUACUCCUCAUACCUACCGGUUUGAUUUUCAUUUGGUCAUGGAACUAAUGAGCAACGCCCCCUGCGGUUUUCACUCCUGUUUCUGUUUCCAUUGGGAUUUUCUGACAUUUCUGCCUUUAUCCCCUUCAAACUCUGUAACUUAAUUUGAAAACUAUAGAGUUGUUUCAACACCCUUUAAUGCUGAUGUGUCAGUGGUGAUCAGCACAUGAUCACACAUGAUCACUAGAUGACCCUUUAGAUCCCUUCCAACUCGACAUUUCUAUGAUUUUAUGGUCCCUCUUUUCUUUUUCCAGUUUCUAGCCGAGACUCGUCAUGGCGUUGGCGUGUCGCAAUUCAUUCCUGCUGGCAGCAUUUGGCCUUUACCUCGGUGAGUCGCUGUUGCUCCCCCAAUAUAUCUCCCACUUCGCAUACCUUCUCUUCAGAGAGUGUCAACCUACUUCUAGUAAAAGGAAGUCAACCUAACAAAGUUAUGAAAUACUCUUGCACCUGGACUCAUCUCCCUUGCCAUAGGUCCUGGGCACAAUUCAAAGUUUCCGGUUUCUGGGCACAAUUCAAAGUGUUGGUGCUAGUAAAGCCCUAAACGGCCUCUGCCCAGUAUACCUGAAGGAGCAUCUCCACCCCCAUCGUUUUGCCCGGACACUGAGGUCCAGCGCCAAGGGCCUUCUGGCGGUUCCCUCACUGCGAGAAGCCAAGUUCCAGGGAACCAGGCAGAGGGCCUUCUCGGUAGUGGCGCCCACCCUGUAGAACACCCUCCCACCAGAUGUCAAAGAAAUAAACAACCAUCGGACAUCUGAAGGCAGCCCUGUUUAGGGAAGCUUUUAAUAUUUGAUGAAUCAUUGUAUUUAAUAUUCUGCUGGAAGCCACCCAGAGGGGCUGAGGAAACCCAGCCAGAUGGGCGGGGUAUAAAUAAUUAAUUAUUAUAAUAUUAUUAUAAUUGCCAAUUCCCUGCAAGAGAUUUCAGACCAAUGCAAACAAUACUGAGCUAGAUGGACCCUUGGUUUGACUCUGUAUCAGGUAGCUUCCUGUGUUCCUAUGUCUUAAAGGAAGGGCCGUGGCUCAGUUGGUAGAGCACCUGCUUCACAUGCGGAAGGUGGUGGGUUCAGUCCUCAGCAUCUCCAGCCCAAAGGUUCUCGGUGUAUGGCCUUUGCCUGAGAAGAACCUCAAAACCUGCUGUCAAAAGACAAUGCUGAACCAAAUGGCCUCACCAUAUAAAGGGGCUUCAUGUAUCCCCAGGUGUUUUCACUAAUGGAGCCUCUCUCUCCCCCCCCCCUUUUUACAGGGCUCUUGCUACACACGGUGGAAACUGCAUCUGUAAGUCCCUUACACUCCCUUCUGACAUCACCCAGGAGCUUCCCUAACCUGGUCUCUGGGGCCUGCUGUUAUCAGGGCUUGCUUCACCAAGGAAGCCAGCAGCUAAGCAAAACUUCAUUCCCACCCAUUGGUUGUAAAUUAAAAUGUCUGUCUGGUAUUUUUCUUCCUCUGUGAUGGGGCCUCUCCCUGAAUUGCAUAUUUUAAAUUGCGUGCACAUCGCCCUCUGAAUUUUUCUAAGGACGGAAUGGCAAGGAUUGGUUGGGCUGGAUGAUGCUUCAGCACUAAGGAAUCCUGGUGGGGGCUUGCACGAUGGUGACCUUCUGGAGAAAAUGGGGUGUCAACCAUAUUUCAGCAGGAGGCGACGCAGCAAAACAGCCUUCCCUGACCUGGUGCCUUCCAGAUAUUUUGGACUACAACCCCCAUGAGUCUCAGCUAGUGAGCUGGAGCGCAGCACAUGAGCGUAGGCUCCUCUAAACCCUUGACCAGAAGGAGGGCAGGGCUUGAGCAGAAUGACCAACCACUGGGAAGAAACAGCCGUGCUAACUGUGGCUUAUGGGAGCUGUAGUUGAGGGCAGCUGCUGUGGAGAAAGGAUUCUUAAAACUUUUUGAAGCCGUGCUCCCAUUUAAAAAAUAAAAUAAAAUAGAACAAUCAUGUUCCCUUCCCAACAGCUGAGGGGGAAUAUAUAUAUAUAUAUAUAUAUAUAUAUAUAUAUAUAUAUAUAUAGCCUUGUGUAUUAAAACAUUUGUUAAUUUUGCAAUCAUAAAGACUAGACACUUAAAAAAGAGGAUUCUUUAUUCUGUACUACAGGCACACAAGGAGACUGUGAAUUCAGGGAAUGGUACAUGUUCGCAUGGUCACCAAUAGCAACAUAUUAAAUUAGGAAUUAAUAUACUAUUAUUAUAAUAAUGCCUCUUUUUCUUUUCCUCUAGUGCCCUGCUGCUAAGAUUAAUGGUAUGUGAAACUUACAGCAUCUCAUAUACAGCAUCAAAAGAGAGUCAUUUUGGGGAACUGUAGAAGAAACUUGGCUAAACUUCUUUUUCUUUUCUCUUUGCAACAGCUUCAGAAGUCUGUGGAGACAUGGAGAGGUAUUUCUAAAGUGCUUGAAGCCCAAACCCCCUAUUUUUAAGACACAAAAAUUUAAAAAAGAACAGGGGGGGGGCAGGAGGUCUAGGUGGACACCAAGGGAGGUGCCUAUGAGGGCCAGGUUUGGGACCCUAGAUUCAGAACCAUCUUCCUAAGUUUGCAUCUGUCACAUAUAAAAUUACAAUUGCAAAUCUUAGGAACAUAACAUAGUAAGCUGCGUUGGUCUCUCUGCCUCAGUAUUGGCCACACUGACUGGCAGUGGCUCUCCAGGGUUUCAGAUGGAUGCAAAGCAAUGCUCGGUAUCUAUGCCCCCCCCCAUCUUACUUUUGCAGGGGCCAUGCAUAACAACUGGCAUUGCUGGAUGAGGUAGAUGUAUAGCUGGGAAACCAAGUUGGAGUCAGUUCCAAAAUGUAAGGCAGGCAAGGAAGAUGGGUUGGGUUAGGCUUCUGGUUAGGUGAGGUCAAGAGAUGGGCAGUAAAAGAGUGAUGUGUGUGUGUAUGUGGAGUUUUCAUGUGCUUCAGAAAGUAGUGGGCUGGGCGUAGAGCUGGAAGGGACCAGGAGGCUCAUCUUGUGAAACCCCCUGCAAUACUGGAAACGCAGCUAAUAGCUCAUCACAGCUACUAAUCAGACAGCAGAAAAUUGAACUAAGAAGACCCAUAAAUAGUGAGAACCUGGGAGGAGAAAGAGGGACCUCCUUGGAAAAUAUGACUCUACUUUCUUGGGAUGGGGGGAAUUCCAGAGCUGUAGAUGGAAUCUGGAUCAGGCACACCCUUGUGUACUGCAGGCUAUAGAAACUGGCUCACCCUAAUCCACCAGUGGAAUUUAGGCAGCCUCCUUUGAAUUGUUACCUGUUCAGCCUAUGUGUAUUUCUCUCCCCCACCUCUGUUUGUUUCCAGGAUGGAUGUCAAAACAUCACCAAACCUCACCCAUAUUGUAUGCGACAAUGUAAGUGAUUUACAUCCAUGUGCUACGUUUUCAGAGCCAAAUAAAGAUCUGCUCAUGUGCAGGGGGGCGGGGGCAGAAAGAACGCUGGGACUAGGUGGUGUGCAAGGCAAAACAACAACAACACCCCCCAAAAUACGCACACACACAUUGGUAGAAGCCAAACUGGGCUUUACCUAGUUGGCUGGAAGGAAUACUAAGAACAUGAGAAAAGCCUGCUGGUUCAGGCCAAUGGCCCAUCUAGUCCAGCAUCAUGUUUUCACAGAGGCCAACCAGAAACCUCCAUGGGAAGCCUGCAAGCAGGUUUCAAGCUCUUUCCCCUCCUGCGCUCUCCUCCAACUGGAGUUCAAAAGCAUUGCUGCCUCCAACUGUGGAGGCAGACCAUAGCCAUUAUGGCUAGAAGCCACUGAUAGCCCUCUCCUCCAUGACUUUUGUCUACUCCUACUGCCUCCUGUGGCAGUGAGUUCCAUAGCUUAACUUCCAUCAGAGGAAAUAGCUGGAAUCCAAAAUCCCCAGUUGUUUGGGCUGGCGGGGGUUUGGAUGAGGCAGAGCCACCCAGCCCUGCCCUUGUUCUGCUAGUCCCUCUGGAGGGGUGUGGGGGUGGGAGCAGGGCCCUGUUCCUUUUAACGAAUAGGCCUCCACUGUCUUCAUGUACACAAGAGGCAAUAUUGCGAAGGUUCCCCCAUUUCUCUCCUCAGCUCCAGAACCUGACUGAAGUGAACCACACUUUCAUCGUUGGUGCCUUGGAACUUGUGCUAAGGAAGACGAGUGAGGAGGUUUCAUUAGAUAUAGUCAGGGUGCUCUUCAGUGAAGUGGAUGGGGAGGAGCUGGAGAAAGCACUGGAGGCAUUUGAUCGCAAGGUAUAUAUAAGAAAUGUGUUAUUCCUGUUGGGAGGCACCCAGAUGGGUGGGGUAUAAAUAAUAAAUGAUGAUGAUGACUCCACUCCCUGCUUUUCUCUCCACUUCCUCGUGAGCUCUGGUUUCCCAGCUAGAAACUCCUCAAGGUCAGCUUUUUGCUUUCCAGAUAAUGAACUCUUCCCUGAUCUCCCCAAAAUGGAAAACUAUCAUACUGAGGGCUCUGUGGGAUGAGAAGCUGAGAAACGAGGAUCGUUUCAAUGAGACAGCCUUUGUGACAGCCUGGUUCCAGAAGAGGCUUCGGCUUUUCAUCUCGGCCAUCUCUGUCGACAUGCUCCAAUGCCUUCACAAUGAGACAAUGGGAUGCGAACAGUACCAGGCAAUGUAUGGGUUGUGUUCAUGUUGCUGUGACUAUGACCAAGAGUCUCUCUGCCCUACCUUUUCAUUGCUCAAUGUCCUUCAAUUCCACCAGGGGUUAAAAAUGUCUGCCUGCACCGCAGCUAAAAGGGAAGGUCUAACCGCAUUUCCCCAACUAGGGAUGCCAGCAAAUCCCAUCAAAAACAGAAUGGAAGCAGAAUUUCCCCCCAGUUUGCUUGUUCAUUGGAGGUUAUGAACAGAAAUCACAAGCUCAAGUAUGAGCAGUUGUAGCUAUUAUCAGGUUUUUCAGGCCGGAAAGGACUGCUAUUUUCUGCAUUUCUUUUUACUCCGCCCUUCAAUUGAAAUUAAUUACAUGAUUAUACAUUUUAUUAUGUUAGUUUUAGCAUAGUGGAAAACGAGCUGAACAAUGUUGGUUUUAGAAGAAGCCGAAUGGUAGUGGAAUGGAAACAGCUCUGACUGUGAUGGAGAUAGGAUGGAAUGGAAAUUACUGCUUCCUUUACAUCCAUACUUCCAGCGCUCAAAACUGCAAUCAUUUGAAAAUGUGAUUUCCCCAACCCCACUGGUUCUCCUGAGUGCAAAGUACUCUCCCACCCUGAAUCCAUAGCCUCAUCCUUUGUGGAAGGGGAGCCUGACAUGCAUAUAGAAUCAUGAACUAAGACUAAUCUUUUUCAUUCUCUUCUCUUUUGCCCACCAAUCCAUCCACCAUCUGCCCAACAAUAUACCGUACUUUUUCUUCCCAGCGUUAAAGGUCUCGAUGCACAGUUUACCAAGAUGAGUUCUCAGCUCCAUAAGGAAGUCUUUGAGUCUUUCCAGCUUCCUUACCUGAAAGGGUUGAAUUCUAACGGUAAGGGGCAAUUCUGCCUGUUUCUGGCAAUUCAGGGACCCAAUCUGACUCCUCUUAAAUGUUUUGCAAUUACUCUGUGAAUUUCAGUUCCCUCAGUUCCUCAUGUUUUUACUGUUCUAAAUUCAAUUCUCCACAUUUUGCAGUAAAUUGAGAUUUUUUUUUAAAAAAAACCCUCCUUGGGAAAAUUCACCACCGUUUUAGCGUGAAUUAUCCCAAAACACAUUUUUACAUGUACUCCUGACUCGUGUACAUAUUUUGCAAGCAGCUUUCUGUAAUAUAAUGCUUUUUUGUAUGCUAUCUUCACUAAUAUAUUCAUUUUUACGCACACUUCCCUGUAAUAUAUGCAUGUUUGUAAACAUUUUGUUGGAGAUCUGUGCUGUAAAAUUUGGAUAAGAGCAAAUUUCAAAGGACAGCUAUGUUUUGGAAAAUUAAAAUUUGAUAGAUCUGCUUUCAGAUGUGAACUGAAUUGAAUUUCUCUCCCACCCCUAACUCCAAUUCAGUUUUUUAAAGCUCAAUCAGUGGUCCAUGCCUGGGUGUCAAACAUACUAUAAGAAGGACUGGGAACCCGCAGGUCUCCCAAUGCUGUUAGACUACAACUCCCAUAAUUCUUGACCAUUACUCAUGCAUGCUGGGGCUGAUGGGAGUUGGGUUCCAACAACAGCUGGAGUGACACAUGUUUCCCUGCCCUGUUCUAUAAGGUUGUCUAACAGCCCAGUAAUCCAGGGCUUGAAUUUAGAUACUGUAGAGCCAAAACACAUGCGGUUCCCACCCAUUUGAUUUGGGGAAAAGCAAAAUUGACACAAAAUCACAGGGCUGAAAGAGGCAAAUGUCACUAGUCAACCUCUGUUUCAACCCAAAAUCAAACAGUAGCCCCUGUUCAAGAUCAUGUUUCCCAUCAUCCCCAACCCACAUGGCUGUGGUAGCUGGGGCUGAUGGGAACUUUAGUCAAAAACAACUGGAGGGCAUCAGGUUGGCAAAGGCCAGCCCGAGGAGAGUGCAGAGAUAACCCCUGUGGACACUUGUAACUUGUAGAGCUUCAGGAAUUGAAUUUGAACUGCAGGCAUCGACUUGCUCAUUUUUUGGUCAGCCAGCCAUCAUUCUAUCAUUAAAAAAUGUUUAUGAGCAUGAGACAGCUGUUAAGCCAGAGCUUCCUGAGGCUGCUAGGCAGAAGCAUGCAUGUUUGGUGUGUGUGUUUAUAUAUAUGAACUGCAUGUGGUUUUGUAUGAAUGUGUCAGUAUUUGAUAAUGAUGGCUGGGUAACAGCAUGGUCUUUGAGGUCUCCGGCAAUGAGUAGGUGCUAUAGGCCACCUGCAACUUGAACCCCCAUCCCAAUCUGAAAUAUGGGUGAUAAUAAUACCGUUCUGCCUUACAGGGUUGUUGUAAGGCUUGCUAUGUGCAAAACAUAGGAAGAAACAUCAGAAUAUAGGAAGCUGCCUUAUUCUGAGUCAGACUAUUGGUUCAUCUAGCUCAGACUUGUCUACACUGGUGGGCAGGGGUUCUCCAAGGUUUGAGGGCAGGGGUCUCUCCCAGCCCCACCUAGAGAUGCCAGGGAUUGAACUUGGGACCAGGAAAGACGGACUCACUGCGUGGCCAGGCAGAUGCUUUGCCCCAUUGAAGUGCUCUGCAUCAGUGCUAAUUAUUAUGUUACUGCAAAGCUCCAGCUUCAUUGCUAAAAAAUAGCAUUUGAAUAUCAGUUGUGAAAUUGUUGUGACAAAUGUUUCUGAUAUGUACUGAAGUUCUCACCCUGAGCCAGCAGGGGGAUACUGUAGAUAGUUCAGGUCCACAUAUGCAAAUAAGGGAUCAAAAGUGACGUUCAGUGAUUGGAUAGUUACAGAAAAUGGUUGCUGUUGCGUUCUAGUGGAGCUCUAUAUAAGCAGGCUGGCUGAACCCUUCAGUUCAGUUCUGUUCUGGCCUGUGAAUAAACAAGAGCUGUUUGAAGAAUCGCUGUGUUAUCUGAUGUGUUCAGCUACUGUAAAGCUUCAGCUUCAUUGCUAAAAAAUAGCAUUUGAAUACCAAUUGUGAAAUUGUUGUGACAAAUGUUUCUGAUAAUGGUUUUUCUUUGGGGGGGGAGGGGGCAUUACAGUUCUCCAAGUUAUGAAAUUGAAAAGAUUUCACUGUUUUUAUCCGCUUCUCUCUCUCCCUGCCCUUUCCUGUCCUUUGGAUUCUUAGGCUCUUCUCUCCGCUGUUUCUCUGCAAACUCCAGCUUCUCCGUCUUCUUAGAAGAGAUGUUUCAGAGCUUUGCCAGCCUCCUGACUCUGAGAGAUCUGCAGACCCUCAUUCCCACAUCGGACCUCCAAAAGGUGCUUUUGCUGCUGCAGUACCGUCAAAACAUUUAUGGAAGGAUGAUGCAUUUAUUCAUUCAUUACGAUGAUUUAUUAUUUCACAUUAUAAGCUAAGGGAGUCGAGGGCAGCUCAUGAUUAUCAAAAUAACAUAAAAGCAGUUUUAAAACAACACUGUAGCAUGAUGCAGAAAGGAGCUGAAAACAGCAGUGUAAAAACUUCAUACAACUAUCGAUCAAAAGCCAUGAUAGCUAUUUAAAUAAAAAGCCUUUACAUGUUUCCUGAAUGCAGGAAAGGAGGGAUAUUGCUUAUUUUGCCUUGGAAAGGCAUUUCAUAGUCAGGAUGCCAGCACCACGAAUGAGAUGUGUGUGUGUUUGUGUAUAGAAACCAUCCUACUGUAAGAAGCUGAAUUUAACUUUUGUUGCUUCACCCACUUUUGCCUUUGGACCCACCCACCAUGGGCACAUGGCCCUCAGAAGGUUGCCCAGAAGGGAAUGCGGCCCUUAGGAUGAUAAAGUUUCCCUUCCCCUCCACAUUGUUUGGUCUGUACAGCUUGUGGCUCCCCAAGGCUCAUGAGCCAAAACCACUGUUUAAAUAGCACCAAAUGAAAGAUUUACUCUGAAGGUCUGCAUAAAUGUUUUUGUAGCCUGCUCAACUGCAGCGCAGAAUCAUUGUACAAAUAAUUUAUUUUUGUAUAAUAACCAGCCUCUUUUUAAAUUGCAUUUUUAUAACCCAAGCCUAUUGUUCUUUCAAAUUAUAAUGCUGGUUUUUUAUGCUUUUGUUUUCAGAUUGUGAACACAGUCUCUCCAGAUGCUCUGGCUGACUUACUUGCCAGAGAGGGAUUUCUCAAUGACAAGCCUUUCUUGACUGCUGUGUUACGGAACUAUAAGCAGAAUGGAGCCUUUAUUGAUAAAUUUAACGAGAAAAAUGUUACUGUAAGUGGGGGGGAAAUGACAGAAAUAGUUUCUUUUCUUUUCUUUUUUAAAUCCACACUGAAGAAAGGAGGAGAUAUAGCAGGUGUGGAGAACCUUUGCCCCUCCAGAUGUUGCUGAACUCCAACUCUCAUCAUGCCUGCCCAUUGUACAAUCAUGCUUGGGCUGAUGGGAGUUGUAGUUCAGCAACAUCUGGAGGGCCAAAGAUUCCCCACACCUGGGAUAUAGCAACAUACAGGAAAAAUGCAACACUCAUAUUUUAAAACUGAUUGGACAUAAUGUUUUUACUUUUAUGUAGGAUAAGAACACCCAAGAAGGGAUGUGGGUGGCGCUGUGGGUUAAACCACAGAGCCUAGGACUUACCGAUCAGAAAGUCGGUGGUUCGAAUUCCUGCAACGGGGUGAGCUCCCAUUGCUCGGUCCCAGCUCCUGCCCACCUAGCAGUUUGAAAGCACGUCACAGUGCAAGUAGAUAAAUAGGUACCGCUCUGGCGGGAAGGUAAACGGCAUUUCCGUGCACUGCUCUGGUUCGCCAGAAGGGGGUUAGUCAUGCUGGCCAGCUGUAUGCCGGCUCCGUCAGCCAGUAAAGCGAGAUGAGCGCCGCAAUCCCAGAGUCGGCCACGACUGGACCUAAUGGUCAGGGGUCCCUUUACCUUUAAGAACACCCAAAAACUUUAGUCCUUCUGCUUAUGGAGAUAGAAAGGAAGAGGAGGGUUGUGCCCAGGUGGUGCAGAGGAGUGUUGGGAAAUGGGAUUUCCUCUGAGAGAGGUCAAAUAUGGAUCUGAGCAGCAGAAGAUGUUGGGGGCUUGCAAAAGGUAUCUCUGGUUUUAAGGUGGGCUCUUGGGCCUCCUGGAUGCUGGUUUCCAGCAGGACCACUGAAAAAUAGGAUGCUGGACCAGAUGGGUCAUUGGCCUCUUUUGAUGUUCUUAUGAUUCUGAGCCUGACAUUUGCCAUUCAAUGGCACCUCUCAGGUGGACGCCGUUGCCAUUAUAAGAGAACAAGGGAGGUGUUCAUGGUGAGUUCCGGGAUCUCUUUUUCUAGAAAAUAACACUGCAUAUAAGUUUCAACCACACUAUUGUACAAGCUUUGGACAAGCUCUGAAGCUCAUGAAAUCAAGCUAAUGCCAAAAUGUGAGACUGGGGUUACAUUGGAAUGGAAUGUACUCUUCUCAUUCAGGUGGAUUUUGAAAGUUCAUCCUCCUGUAUGUUCUACCUCUCACUUUCUAGCAGAUCCAGGCUUUGCAGCACCUGAUUUCUAAUGCUUAAAAAUUAUUUUUGUGGCCUUCCUUUGGCAGGGCAUCCUUCCAAAUGACACCAAGGCAGCUCUCUUGGCUGGUGUGUGGCCGACUGUAGUUUCCAGCAGCAACAACACAGAAGUGGACAUGUGGCUCAGUGGCCGCCUGGCUCCCUACUUCAUGUUCCUCGAUGGUGACCUGCUCAAUGCAAGUGAGACCAUGAAUACCAGCUGUGUGUCGUUCCGUAAAAUGUAAGAGUUCUUGUUUCCGAUUUGGGCAUGUGUGUGUAGAGGUGGAUUGAGAGGUCUCACUGGGCGUGGAGCCUUGAGGGCUUCACAGGGGGCUCCACAACUAUGAUGCAGAAUGGAAUACAAGAGGCAGGGGGUGGAUUUUGGUGUCACACAGGACACCACUGAAAUUUGAAAGCUUAAGGUCUGCCACUGGUGUAUCUGUGUCAUAACAGAUAGCAGUUAGUGCACAAGAGUUACAGAUUCAGAUUUCAUUGAGCUGUGAAACAGUCUCCAGCUUGGGCAAGUCUUAUCACCUAACCUGUUUCGUAAGGCUGUUAUGAAGGCAGAGGAGAAUUGUAUCGCAGUGCUUUGGAGUUCUUCGCCUUCACAUUCUUGAAGCAACAGGGGCAGGCUUUUGUAGCCAGGUUCAAAGGCUUGGUUCUGAAUAUAUUCAAAAUGAAAUUACAUAUUUCUGUUGAGCUAAUGCUAUUAUUAACAGGAACAAUGAAUUUAUUACCUGUCCUUCACCAGCAGGUUACAGGGUGGGUUAUGUCAAUUUAACAUUCAAAAUUAAAAACAGUUAAAACAGAUUACAAUCACAGGAAUAGGGUGGGCCCUGAAAACAGGCAUCUCAGGUGCCAAAGGCCGGUGUAAAGAGGUGAAUAUUCAGCAUUUGCUGAAAGUUGUAUAGUGAAUAAGCUGGAUACAUCUCUGAAGAGGGAAUUCAACAACUUAGGGGCUGCCACAGAGAAUGCCCUCUCCUGCCUCUCUCCCAAAUGUCUGGGGGAGAUGGAACUACCAAGAGGGCCCCCUCUGCUGACCUUUGAGACAGUCUGUAGGGAAGGAGGUAGUCUUUCAAAUAUUGAGGCCUAAAUUUGGCAUCUUCUCAACAAUGGAUCUUCUUGGUUUCUCCUGGCGGCCACACAAGGCAAUUCACCCCACUCAUAGAUCUGAACUGCAAAGCAAAGAAACAAGAAAGUUUUAUUUGUGUGCCUUAACUUCCAUUGUUUCUGUCUGCAGUGUGCAGAAGCUGAACAGAAACACAGGCAUGUCCCAAGAUAAGGAGGAAGAAGUGUACUAUUCCAUCAAAGCUUACCUGGCAGGUAAGUCAAUAUCCAGGCUGGAGCCACAGAAAGAUGAAGCUGCUUUCACAACCUAGUAUAGAACUGUGGCUGCUCUUUAUUAAGCACCCUUUCUGAUUUGUUUGCACCCUUCCACAUGUUAAAGAACCUCUGAAAUGGACUUGUGUGUCUUCUAAUUUUGUCAGCAGAGUACAAGUUGUCCUGUCAUUCCCUCUUCAAAAGGGACCUUUACCUUCACUCACAGCUUAUCCCCAUUCUAUAGCUUGCAUUUUUACUUCAAGCAGUGAGAACGUUAGAACGUUGUGUUGCAUUGCAGCCAGUUGCUCAGAGGGGCUUGCAGGUGUCAGGUGAUCAAAUGCAAAAAAGCAGGUAUAUAUAUGAGACAUUUGAGGCCUUGCUCCAUUUUGAGAACCUUCAUUGAUCUAUGUCGCAGCUGCCCAAGUGAAGCCCCGCUGCUACAAUCCCAGUGAUAAAGAGACAUCGGAUUGGCUUGUCACGUAUCUUGGGAAUUACAUCCGUUACAGCAAUGCCAGGGACAUGCGUUUACUCACAAACAACAAUGCAACCAUAGUAAGUAUUUCUGCUGGAUUUGCUUUCGGUGCAGAUAUUAUCUGGAGAUGAUGUGGUGGUGCUGAUCAAGUCCUCAAUGGAAAAUUAUGGAAAAUUCACUGAAAACUGGAAAUAGAAUAUCAAGCUCUGAAACUGAGUUGGGAUUUCAGAGAAUUCUAACAGGAAUGGGAGCGGAAAUUGCCAAUGUUUGUUCAUUCCUCCCAUGUCUGGAAUGGAAAUCAAUCCAGGGAAUAUGAUUGACAUUUGCAGCUGUUGCUGCUUUCAGUUCACAAACGGUGCAUCACUGAUUAUGCAUCCCACUUUGCAUUGCGUUUCCCCCAGCAAGCACUUACAUGGCUGUGUCUUUUCCUAGUUCCAAGAUAUUGCCUUCAACCCAGACAACCUGGUGCUCAUCAACAGGAACAGGCUCCGUAAAGACUUGGCAGAGAUGUAUGCUGAGGCCCUCUUUGCCGUCGAUUCUGAUUUCAAUCUUGACAGGUAGGUGUGGAAGCGACUGUUUAUGAAGUGGCUAAAAGAGCCGUUGGCCAAUCCGGGGCCCUCCAAAUGUUUUGGACCGCAUCUAGGUAUGGGUUCAGUUCAGUUUGCAUUCAGAGGUGAAUGUACCCAAAUUUGCACUUCCUGAAAAAGGAUGUGAAAUGAAACACAGGCCAUCCUUCAAAAUUUGCAGAUUUCCAAACUUUUCAGUACAGUUCUCAAACCAAGUCAUGUGUACAAAAAUACAUAUUAUAGAUAAAGGCUGCAUAAAAACGUGCCUUUUAGUAAAAAAAAAAAAAAAAGCAUACAAAGAUGCGUUAUAUGAGGGGAAAUUGCUUGCAUUUGGGGAAAAUUGGCAUAAAAAUGUGAACCAUAAUAAAUCGAUGGCUUCUGCCCUUUCCCAUGCACAUUCACUCUAUGCGCUUAGAACAUCUGCUCGGGCUAAUAAAAACCCUGUAGCUAUAGCACAUCAAGCUCUGGCUGAUUUUGAGAAUCUUCUGUUCUGUCUCAACUGGAUUGGCAGCACUGGUGCAUCUCGUUCUCAGCAAGUUAGCAAAGGGCUCCGACUCAAUCUAAUAAGUCACCAAAAUAUCAUGUAUAAAGAAUCAAGAAACUAACACACCACCCACUUUCCUCCCAAGUCUUCCAGACCAGCUUAUUUGCUUUGCUAGACGUUCAACCCAAAUCUCCAGCCUUAGCUCUGACAAGGCCCUGAACCUCAUUGCGCAGGUCAACCGCUACUGCAACUCCUCUCUGCCAUCGGCAUCUGACCGCCAGGUGAGAUCCCUCCGAAUUUUGUGAUUGCACAUUGCACGUUUAGGAUGCAUUCAGACAUGCAUUCAAGGGGGGCUGCAAACAGAUUUUUUUGGGAAGCAAUCAACGCAGAAAUGAGUGCUAAAUAUGCACUAUAUUUUGCUAGUUUUACAGAAGUGGCUUUUACAUUGCAUGAAAGCUCAACUAUAAUGGGGAAAUGAUCAGUAAGGAAAAUGGGAAAUGGAAUAAACUGGUAUGUGAAUGCAGUCUUAGUGCUGUAAACUUGUAAGAGAGUAAUCCUUACUGAACACAUCAAGAUAUACUCCUGAGUAAAUGUGAGUAAACGGCGUUUCCGUGCACUGCUCUGGUUCGCCAGAAGCGGCUUAGUCAUGCUGGCCACAUGACCCGGAAGCUGUAUGCCGGCUCCCUUGGCCAGUAAAGCGAGAUGAGCGUCGCAACCCCAGAGUCGGCCACGACUGGACCUAAUGGUCAGGGGUCCCUUUACCUUAAAUGUGCUUAGGAUUGUGCCAUCAUAGACAUGAAGGUGGGGAUUCUUGUACAAAGAGCACCAGAUGGUUUUGGAGACUAAACAUCCCAAAGGUUUCCUUCCCCAAAUACUUUUAAAUUAUAUGUAUUCAUUUCUGGGCUCGGAAGAGGGUGAUGUGCAGACUUUCAUGGUCCUAGCCCAAGCCAUGACUCUCUCCUACCCAUAACAUCUUAUGGUGGGAGAGGUCACACUUCCUAUUCCAAAGUCAGAUUUAGUAACUGGUAUUCUGGAACCCAGGAAUCAGAACAACAAAAGGUGCAUUGUUUUCUUUAACUUCACAAUACAGGUAACUUAUGCUGUGAUAGCUACACAGUAGACUUAAACUGGAUUAAUAAUAAUUGCUUCUUCCAAGCGAAUCCUGGAAAUAGCAGUUAUUUGAAGGGAAAAGAGAACGCUCAGCAACUACUCCCAGGAUUAUUUGUGGGAUAGCAUUACAUUUACAAUGAUUCUACUGAGAUCCAUAUGAUUCUAUACUGUGUGCCUGUAAAUGCAUUAAAGCAUGGAAUCUUCGUAACAUUAUGCCAUGCAGAACUUAAUUAUGCAAAAAUAUAAGAGGCAUCACUGUCAUUUCAAUUUAACAGAUAGGAAAACUAAGGCUGAGAAUCAGAGAGUCUUGGACAAGAUUAACCACUGAAUCAAAGGCUAAGUCAGGAUCUGAACACAACUGUCUCAGAAUCAUGUCUGCAGACCCUGAAUCUGAAAAUUUUCAUGUUGGAAAAACCAAAACAGUGGUUGCAUUUGCAUGGACUUUUCCCUGAAGGCAUUUUGCAUUCAAGAAGUUCCCAAUCCUUAAUUAUAUCUGUCUCCCUUUCCCAGCUUGCUACGAGUCUUGUUGCACAAGUCAAGACAUUUGACAGACAGACUCUGGUGGCCUUGGGGCAGCAGGCCAUGGGGCUGACCACUGGUCAGAUUUCAAAUCUGACGCUGCAAGAUCUGGUGGACCCCCAGGUCCUGGAAUCGCUUGGGCAGGUCAAUGGCUGGAACAGGGGACAGUCCCAAGGGCUGGUGAACAAGAUCCUACGCAGCGACUUCACGGUAAGCAAUCUGACACCCGUCUCUGGUGGCUGACUUUUGGAAAGAGCUGCAAAUAUCACCAUGCUAGGCCAGUCCAAGGGGGCAUCCAGUCCACCUGCCUCUUUCCAGUUCUGGACAGCCAAAGACCCAUUGAAUCUGGCAUCCUGUUCUCAUGGACAAGGGACAUUCCCAGCCCUACUUGUAGAUGUCAGGGGUUGAACCCAGGACAUUCUGCAUGCAGCUCAAGUGCCCUACUGCUGAGCUACUGCCUUACCCCAAAGUGAGGGCACAGCAGCUGUGGGCAGUGGUGCAGUCUGGGCUCAGAGGGGUGUGGCAAGAGAAUGACCAAAGUUGUUGGUGUUAAGAAGGGCAUCAUCUUGCACAGUGACCCCUGAAACCUGGGAACUGACAUUGCAGGACAGUGCGAUCCUCUCUGAAGCUCUGACCUUCCUCCUCUGUCCUUCUUACUGCAGCUGGAUACCGCUGAGAAGUUUGAGAGACUUGGCACCCUGGCACAAGGGUUGCCCAGCAGCAGCUUUGACUCAAUCUCAGCAGAUUUGGCAAUUCAGCUGGCAAAGAAUGCCGCCUUCUUGAGUGCUCUCAGGCAAGGCUCCGAACACUUAAGGAAGGCCUUUGUUAGCAAGGUAAAUGGGCUAAAGGGCACAGGAACAACCUUUGUAAAUGUGUUGGGGUUUUUUGGAAGUGUCUUAGCUUAGGGGUUGGUUACUUUCCGUUUUACAAAAGCCAGAGAAGAAAUAAAAUUUAUCCAUCUGAAUAUACUUUGCAGAUCAGGGAAAUCUAAAGAUUAGUACCGUUUUUAACAUUUCUGCUAGCUGUGGGGCAUAGAAAGGUUUUUUUGUAGAGCCUUGCAAUCUAGUAGGCCCAAUAACUGGAAGCCCGCUCUUUCCCUCACUGAGAUUUCAUCCGGCAAGACCCAAACAUUUCUUCAAAGUCACAAGGACUAGAAACUUGUGCUCUGCUUUAAAUGACAGCUGGGAUUCUCAGGCUUCAGAAGCCCAUACCUUUGACCAAAUUCCUUGUUUUGCAUAAGCCUGCCGGUAGAUAAAAUAGCAGCUGCAGUAGGAAGCUAUUCAGUUAUUUGGGGCAGAGCGAUAAUGCUCAUAUCAUUAGAUAUGGGGUAGUCAACCUUUUUAUACCUACCACCCACUAAUGUAUCUUCCUUCAUGGUAAAAUUUCCUUACUGCCCACCAGUGCUAGAUGGAAGGAGGGUUCAGCUUGUGCCGUAGAACCCCCUACUGCCCACCCUGAAUCCUGAAACACCCACUAGUGUGCGGUAGGGACCAGGUUGACAACCCCUGUAUUAGAUAAUCCUUCCCCAACCUCUUGCUCGCCAUAUGUUUUGGACUACAAUUCCCCUUAGCCCCCAUCCCCAUGACCAUUUUGGACUACAGCUAUCAUUAGCAAAUCCAUUUUGACUUUAUCUCCCGUCAGCCCCUGUGCUUGCUGAGACUUAUGGGACUUGUAGUCCAAAACAUUUGAAGGGCACUAGAAUGGGGCAAAGCCGCAUAAGAUAAGCCAUAUUGGGGAACUCUGAUUUGGUUCUAUGACCUUUCCCUCAACCUUGUAGAUCCUCUCAAACUCGUCCUCCCUCAGUGACAUCCUGAAUAACGUCCCAGAUGAUUUAGUGGACCAAGUCCCAAAUUCGCUACUGGUGAUUCGAGGCAAGAUCCCAGAUCUCCACAAAAUCAAUGAGAAACAAUGGUCCCCACAGCAGGUAACGACUCUGGUUUUUCUCUUGAACCCUGUUUGCUUUGGAGGCAGCGUGUGGCAAUUUGAGCCUGGACAGGCCUGCUCUGCCAUCUUGCUUCUUCCUUGCUACUGAAUUGACCCCUCUCUUUGUUCUAGGCAUCUGUUCUGUUUGGAGAUGUGCUGUCCAGCACGGAUAAUUACACAGAGUGAGUUGUGGGCCCACAGUGGUGCAGGCAGGAGUGGGGAGACCCCCUAGCCAGAAUUAUCUUAAAAAACAAUUGUCCAGCAUUUGACAACCUUUCCAUUGGCUCCAUGGAUUUGACCUUGGGCUUGUAUCCAAGGGAGGCAUAAUUGGCUUAUUUCAUGAAGGAAUCUUUAUCUUUUAAGACGCCCUCUCCCUGGCUUAAUCAAAUUUGAUUUAAUUCUCCAUACUAGACAUUUUCAUUUUCAGCAUCAUUAUUUAUUUGAUUUGUAUACGACCUUUCAUCUGAAGAUCACAGGGAGGUUCACAACAUAAAAAUGAGAACACAAAAUACAUUACGAAAAAGCGAAAAGCAAACCAAUUACCCUCCUCUUCCCACAAACACAUUUAAAAAGCCAUAGAUUCUUUAAUCAGCCCAAGGCCUGGUUAUAGAGAAUUGUUUUCUCCUGGCGCCUAAUAUAUAUAUAUAUGUAUGUAUAUAUAUAUAUAUAAUAAAGGCACCUAGUGAAAUAUGGUUGAGUUUUAAAAUUUAUACAGCGGUUGAUGGUGAAAAAAGUACAAAACCUCAAAGUGGUUUGCCUGAAAGGGUAAAAUGAUAAAAUUAUCAAUAGGAAAAAUUAACACCGGAAUUUUAAGAUGUUCAAAAUGUUCAAAUAAGAAUAGAUUAAAAACAGAUUAAAACUUUGAUUGGCUUUCUAAGCACCUGGGCAUGUCCAAACAAGAAUAUUUUUAGCAGGUGCGAAAAAGAGUACAGCAGAGGCGCCUGCCUGAUAUCAAUAGGCAGGGAGUUCCGAAGUGUAGAAUCUGCCACACUAAAAGAUGGCGUUCUUCCAAAUGUGUUAUGUGGCACCUGUAGAAGUGCCAAUUCCGCCGAUCAAAGCGGUUGAGUGGACAUAUAUGGGGUAAGGCGACCUCAUAGGUAAACCAAUCCCAAAUUAUUAAGGGUUUUAUGUGCUAACAGUAACAUCUUGAAUUUGGCUUGGAAGCAAAUUGGCAGCAAAAGACUAAUUCACCUCUGUGGCUUCUAGGCUUUCUGCAUUCAUCCUGCAAGGCUUCCAGUGCAAUGUUGCCACCAAACUGACACCCGAACAGUUGUCCUCUUUGGUCCAAGAAGUGAAGAUUAAAAAUGCCAACCUGAGUGAGGAACAGGUGAGAGAUGCAGAUGGGCUGCAAAUGGGGCUGGAUUGAGGACUCUUGCCCUCACUUCCCCUCAAUUAGCAGAAUCAUAGGAUUCAGGCAGGAUCGUGCUGGUAUGAGACAGGGGCCAAAGGAGUGCCAGGCUGCAUUAGUAUGCUAGGGUGCUUUCUUGGCUGCUUCUGAAUUUGGGGUCCUGUGCAAAGGAGGCCAGGAAAGCUCUCUUGUAUCUGUAAGACAGGGGUCACCAGUAGUGAGGUCAGAGAAUUCCUCCCAAGACAGAAAUAGGAGUGGAAAUUACUGAUGCUUGUUUAUGCAUCCUGUGCCCAGAACCAAAAUCAAUCCAGCAAAUACGAUUGGUGUUCACUGUUGUUGUUGCUUCUGGUUUGCAAACAACACACACUUACGUCCCCCGCAUUUGCAUUGCGUUUCCUUUACAUUGAAAUGAAUGGGGCAGGAUAUCAUAACGACAACACAAUUAGUUAUCUAAGUUACGUAAUUUCAUCACAGCAAGAUGAAAAACAUAGUUUUGGGCAGAAUACGAACUGCAGCAGAAUGGAAGCAGUGCUGCACGGGGUGAAAAGAAGGUUAUAGAAAAUGGUGCCGCCUUAUAGUUACCAGCCUUAUAGGCCUGCGGGUACAUUUGAAUUUUUGAGAGAGUGUAGUGGAACAGGUGGCACCCCCCCUUGGGUGACUUCUUUCCCUCAGAUCGGCCCUCCCUGCGAGACUCAGACAGAGAGAAAGUGCACACCCAGACACCCAGUUUGCUUUUUCAAGCUUGAUGUUGCACUGAUCAGGGAAUGGAUAGGGAGGUGAGAUCCAGCUUUUGUUUUACAAGGGAUGUAAGGGGAAUAAUGUUGGCUGUCUUCCCAUCAGCUCUCCUGCAUGGCAAAACUUCUCUCCAGAAACAACCAGGCAGCAAAUUUCACCAGUUACCCACCCGAUGUGCUGCUUUUCUUUCCGUGAGUAGCUCUGAGGAAUUGUCUUCUCUGAGGAAUUAAGUUAAGGGUCAGGAACUUUAUUUUGCUUUGUUUAGCUCUCUCACCAGAUGUUGAAAGCACAUUGAAAGCAUAUGGCUUUCUCCAAAGAACUUCAGUUCACCUCUUACAAAGCUAUGAUUCCCAGCAGCCUUAACAAACAACACUUCCCAGAAUUCUUUAGAGCAGCACAUGUGCUUUAAAUGUAUUAGGUGGUUGUGCUCAUUCUCCAGACCUAUCACUCGACACCAGUUGCUAGAAACCACAGGAGGGAGGGGAGAAUUGCCUUUGUGCUUGAAUCCUGUUUGCGGGUUUCCCACUUGGGCAUCUAGUUGGCCACUGUGAGGACAGGAUGCCGGACUAGAUAGGCCAUUGGCCGGAUCCAGCAAGCUCUUCUUAUGUUAUUACUCCUCCUGUAUGCCAAUUUUAACAUUAUAGGACUCUCCUUCCCUGCCCCAAAGAACACAAAGAUGAAAAAUAACAUUUAGGCUAUCAUUUUAGAACUUACAUCGGAAGUUGAACAGAAUCCAUUCCGGAAGUCCGUUUGACUUCCAAAAUAUUUUGAAACCAAGGUGUGGCUUCCGAUUGGCUGCAGGAAGCUCCUGCAGCCAAUUGGAAGCCACGGAAGCCAUGCCAGACGUUCGGGUUCCAAAGAACGUUUGCAAACUGGAACACUCAUUUCGGGUUUGUGGUGUUUGGGAGUCAAAACAGACAAGUACCAAGGCUUUCGACAACCAAGGUAUGACUGUAGUUAAAAGCUGGAUAUGGAGGAGUGGAAGCGUCUGUAGUACCAAACCUUUCCUGCACUCCUGCCCUGCCUCUCAAAUAAUGAAGAUUCACGUAUCUUCCAGUCUCAACAAAAUAAAUCAUCAGAACUGUGAAGCGUUUUACACCCUGGCUUCCCAAGGGAAUCUAACUCUGCUGGCCAACGGAUCAACCCAAAGAAACAAACUCUUGGAGAAUGCAUUGAGUUGCUUUGUGAGUGAUGCUCUUUCCUUAUGCAAAGGCCUUGUGAGGGGCGGUGGGGGAGGGGGCCCACUUUCAGGCUGUCCCUAUUUUCAAGUGGGAGUCAAACACAUGCUGGCAAAUUCAGGUGGCCACAAGGAAAGUGAUGGAGAAGGUGGUUGAGAAACACACGGGAUAACACUUGAUUUAAUGCAAUGUCAUCUAACCUCCCCAUAACCAAAUAAGAAGGGAUGCUGACCCAAGACAUUUUGGCACCUGAGGGAGACCCCAGCAUGGCAUCCCCCUCCCUGCCAGGGAAGAAUGGGCAAGGGAAGAUCUAUAUCAGGAGGAAGCAGGGGAAAUAAAGAUCUACAUUGGGAUCUGCUGCCCCUGUGGAUCCUGGCCUCAUGGGUGGCUGCCCCUGGUUCUGCCAUUGCUGGAAUGAACACUAGCAACUGUAAGAGCAAAAUGGGCAUGUUCCUUCUUUGGUCCUAAUAUUAAAUAUUUCACCAGAGAGUGGCGAAUACCUCACUCAGCAAAGAGCAGCUGCGGAAGCUUGGAGCCCUCGUGUGUGACAUGGAUGCAGCCACCAUUUUGGACUCUGACCCAACGGUCCUGGAGAACCUGAAACUGUGUCCUGAUCUCACAGCUGCCCAGAGGAUUGCCUUAAAUGUGCUUCUGAGCAGUGGGAAGACUUCGCAAGGGUGAGCAACAGGGACAGACAAACAUUUCUGGUUUAUGUUUGUUUUGCAUGUGAUGUGGGAGAAAUUCUCUUUGGGGGUUCAGUAUGGAGGCUCACAUGAAAUACCUAGUUAGUCAGGCUUUAUUCAGUAAUGUAUGACAGGACAGAGUCCAAAAGAGCCUGUCGGAGCAUUCCAUUUGCACAUGCCCUAUAUAGGAAAAAUGUACCAUCUUGGCUGUAUCAUCUUCCAGCCAACCAUCUUCUGCCACCCGAACACUUCAGCCAACUCUUCAGCCAACCAUAGUCCUUGAAAGCAUUGACUCAACCCAUAUUUUCUUCUUUAUUAUUUUGACUAUACCCAAAGAGCCCUCCCUGCACCUUAUCUGGGAGUUGUUUUUCACUCUAGCAUAUCAGUUCAGCAAAAGAGGUGGGUCCAUCUAGGUUGGUGAAGGCUAUCUCUGAUUGUGCUGUGCUGACUGUUGCCUUCUGGGAGUUGUAGUCCGAAAACAACUAGAGGGUGGCAGGUUGGUCCAAGGAUUCCAUAAAGCAACUGAGGAUUGUAUGUCUCCAUGUGACACAGGGCACCUGCAUCUUGGGAUGAUGGAACCCUGGAAGAUCUCGGGCCCCUUGCUUUGUACAUAAACCGUACCACGUGGGACGCCAUUAACAAGGUAGGGGGAGCAGAAGAGUCCCAGGCUUCAUAUGUUGUUGUACCCCCUCCCCCCCCGUAAUUCCUUAAGAUUUGCCAUUGAUGUACAGAUUCGGGUGGAUCUCCCUUUUUUUUUUUUACACAGGAAGAGAGACUGAUCUUCUUCAGGAAGGUGGCAGAUCUGUUUGACAGCCAAAGUGCUUUACAGAAAGCGAAAACAAUCCUGUUCUUAAAGUCGCUUGGAUCGAAAUCUGCUUCCCCUCCUCGGACUAGACGAGCGCCAGAAAGUAAGAGAGAGAGAGAGAGAAGAAGAAGCUAGUUUAUUGUCCAUAUCUAUAUAUCUCUAUCUCAUUGUGAGAUUGGAGGUACGUAGGUUAUAUGCCUGAGCCCCUCUCUAAUUCCUGGAUCCAGCAUGAAAUCAGUUCCUGGAAUAGCCAGGCUAGCUUCCUGGUGAGGUGAUGGUAUGAGUCACUAAGGUAACAAAGGAAAUGGCUCAGUGCCAAAGUCAUUUAGAAAGACAACGGCCAGAGUUGAGGUGUGUGAGGGAGAAGUUAGAAGCAGGAAGUAGACUGGGCAGAUGAGAGACAGGUAAAGGUAAAAGGACCCCAGAUCAUUAGGUCCAGUUGUGGCCGACUCUGGGGUUGCGGCGUUCAUCUCGCUUUAUUGGCUGAGGGAGCCGGCGUACAGCGUCCGGGUCAUGUGGCCAGCAUGACUAAGCUGCUUCUGGUGAACCAGAGCAGUGCACGGAAACGCCGUUUACCUUCCCACUGGAGCGGUACCUGUUUAUCUACUUGCACUUUGACGUGCUUUCGAACUGCUAGGUUGGCAGGAGCAGAGACCGAGCAACAGGAGCUCACCCUAUUGUGGGGAUUCGAACCGCUGACCUUCUGAUUGGCAAGCCCUAGGCUCUGUGGUUUAACCCACAGCGCCACCCGCGUCCCCUGAGACACAGAACCAUGCCUAAUUUCUGUUGGAUCCAAGGCUGUGGCUAUGGGAGAAGCAAGACCCUCUUGGGGUGUUAAUGCUGUGAGCCCCUCCAUCAUAGUCUCAGGCUGUCUAUAUGUGUCAAUAAACCAUAUAUCCCAAAUACCCCACAGUCUCCACAUUCUGAGGUUGAAAAAUGUCUGACUGUGGAAGAGAAGCUCUAUGUUGUAUGACAGCCCUAGGUUAAGACAUUUGUUUUAUGUGGCAAUUGUUUUAAAGUUGUAUGUUUGGUGCAUGGUAACAAUUUGUACUGUAUUAAAAGUCACAGGCUUUCUUGACUAUUGAUGGAGAGAGGGGGGGGGGAGCCAAAGAGACGGGUGAUGGUUUCCCAUAAUUGCCAAGUUUGCAAGGUCAUUCCCUGCCUGUGAAAUUCUGCCAACAGCUUGCCGGUCCACUCCAGUCACAACCAGCUCACUGGAAGACCCGCUCUUCAUCGUCCACUAUGACAGCGCCCAGCAGUUUGAUGCCUGCCUGAGCAAUGAGGUUUUGAAAGCCAACUUGGUCCCACUGCUUGAGCAGCCGCUUCCGAACGACUACUUGACAGUAAUUAAAAGGAAGCUGGACGAGGUAACUGAAGGGCCAUUGAUGUAUCUGUGCACUGCAGCCUUUGCUCAAUGAUGCUGUGGCAAUUUUAGGGCAGCCAGGUUGCUCUGGUUGUGGUGCCCUCACUACAAUUGAACCAAAUGUACCUUUUUCCUAUCCAAGGAGGAGCUCAGAAACAGCUGGCUGUGCAAAUUUGAAGCAGAAGAAGCUGGCUGUGCAUGUCGCUGAUUGGCUGCCACAGAAAUGUCUGCAGCCUUUGCCUUACUGAUGUUGGCCAAGGGUGAUGGGUUUUCUAGCAAACAAGGUUGCUCGUUCCACAACUAAUGAACUCCCUACCCUCUUUAUUAGAUCUACCCCAAUGGGAUUCCAGAGGACCACCUGAAGCUUCUUGGCUUCCUUUCACGCCUGUACAGCGCAGAUGAGAUUGGCAGGUGGAAUAUCACCUCCAGUGACACACUUGCCGCUUUGCUCAGCCGAAAUAAUGGGGCCUGGGAGAUGGCUCAGGUAACAUAUAUAAAUGGGGGAUGGGUGAACUCAUUAAAGUCCAGUCGGUCCAGAUUCUUUUUAAAAUGAAUUCAUUUUUAUCAGUUUUCAUUACAGGUAAAACUGUAUGACUACGGUAACAAUAAAAGGCAACCUUCCCCAGAAUAGCUCCCAAAUCUGCAUGCCACUAGGUCUGUCCCAUCACAGGAACAUAGGGGCAUUGGUCCACCUAUCUCUGUACUGCCUACACGGACUGGUAGCAGGUCUCUGGACUUUCAGGCAGGGGGCAUUCCCAGCCCUAGCUGGAGAUGCCAGGGAUUGAACCUGGGACCUUCUGCUUGCAAGGCAGAUGCUCUGCCACUUAGCUAGGGUCCUUCUCCAUCCCAUUCCCAUGUGAAUUUUAAGGAAAUCCUUAAAAUAUCUGUGCAGAAGGAAAGAACAUAGUGUCCCUGCAGUGUAUCCAGUGGGGGGGGGGUAUUGCUCUAGCUAUUGCAACACUAAGGUCUUCUUUACAGAAAUGAUGAUUCUAAGGAGCAUUACUUUUUAAACACAGACUUCUCUUAUUAACUGAUAAGCUUUGCUCAUAACAAACUAAACUCUGCUUUUACAUUCAGGGAAGGAAAGGAAGAAUGAAGCAGGAAAGCCCAGUUCCUUUUACUUUUCAUACUAGUCAAUGGGAGUUACAGAAAAAGCUACCUCCUUAUCUUAGGUCUUUCACCUUGUCAGUUCACAUCACGACCUUAAAGGAAUAGCAAAAUAGUUUCAAUGCCACCAAACUCAGUCUGCUCUCAGCCAACCACUGCCUGCCUUCCUUCCUUCCUUCCUUCCUUCCUUCCUUCCUUCCUUCCUACAGCCAUUCGAGUAGGAGGCCCUUCCUGCCUGCCUGCCAGGCUCCUCUGCCCUCCUUAGCCUCAGAGUUGCUACUUGCAGAACUCAGCAGAGAGGAAGCCAAGGGCAAAACUAGAAUUGGUUAGCUCUGCCUGUCAUUGGCUCUGGCGCUACCUACUGAUGGCCUCCUGCCUUGCAUCCUACCAGCCCCAAUGGGCAUCAGCCAAAACUGGUUCCUAGAUGAUGCAGAUACAUAAGGAAUUACUCUAGCUGCUGGAGCAAGCUUUUUACGUUGCCUGCCGCAGUCCUACAGCACUGUUGGAUGUCAGAGCUAGAUGUGCCACCACAGGUGACCCAGUGUGUCACUGUUCAUGUCCUGAAACUGAACUCUUCAUCUUGCAGCUCAGGCGACUGGUGUCAAGAUACAUGGAAGAAGGGGGCAGCCUCACGGGCCCAUUACUUGACAUGCUGGAGGGGAAAUACCUCUGCUUUUUGGACGAAGAUCAGCUGAAGCAAAUAAACCCAGAAGCAAUUCGGUAGGAUGCUGCCUUGGGUGGGGUGGAGGGCUUUACUGCUAGAAACAGAUAUGGAAAGUUCUGACUCAGAGCCCAGGGUAUUUCUUUUUCUGGGCGAGCGUAUUCCCCACAACUAUGACUUCAAACAAUUGGCAUUUGCAAGGUUUUCUGCCUCCAACCGUGAAGGCAGAACAUACCUCCAUCAUGGGUAGCAGCCACUGACAGAACCGUCAUUAAAUGCCAAACCAAAUUUCUUCUCCAUCAGUUCCCUUGUUGAGCUCAUUGCCAACUAUGUGAUAAAAUGCACCCCUCUGGAGCCAUUUCAUGCCAUCCCAGCCAUGUGAGAUUUUCUCAGCAGAGAGACUCCUGUGUGACUGAGACAGCGUUUCAACGAUCCAAAGUUCUGGCCAGGGGCUGACAAUGUGGGUCUUCCCAAUGGAACUGGCACCUUGCCAGACCCCAGGGUGCCACCUUCAUAGGUGAGACCCAAGUUGCCAGUCCUUCUACUCAGGCAUGUGGUUUGAGCAUCAAGGCAAGCACACAGGGGCUGCUCCAGGAAAAUGGGCAAAGGUUUCAAGGUCCCUUGAACCAGCUAUUAUUUUGUGUCAGCAGCUAAGUUGCCUUCCAAGUCGAUUGAAGCUUUUAAGCAGUUGUUUUGUCCAAUCUCACCCCCUGUAUUUUGCUUUGUGCAGGCAUGCUGAGAAGUUAGAUAUUUCUUCCUGUUCCCAAGGCAAGAAAGACAUCCUCUAUGAAAAAGCACGCACAGCCUUUGCAAGCCAAAAUGGAACCAGUGCAUAUUAUCCCCUAAUUCAGCCAUAUCUAGGUGGGUACCUUAAUUUUCCCGCAACUUUCCUCCAUUCCACCAUGGGCAACGAAGGUGCUUCCAGAUGAAACUUUCCCUCCAUAAUUAAGGGAGUGCUUUCUUACAUUUCUUAGAAUCUGGACUACCUUUCUCUGAAAUGGGUGCAUUCCCAGUUUUUCUCAGACGUUGCCCCAUUUUUAUUUUAAAGGCAGCUUCUUCUUUUAAGUGGCUUUGGGGUUUCCAUCCCACCUUGUUAAAUAUAUGAGCUGCUCUGUUUCCCAUUUCCUUUUCCUUUCCCCCUUUUAAGGUGGAGCUCCUGCUGAGGACCUGAAAAGGCUGGCUGGAUCUCAGGUUGCGAUGGAUAUUGCCACAUUUGUUAAUCUGAAGCCAGAAGAGCUACAGGUGAGUUGCUGCAGUUGGCUGAACUGUGUGGAUUCUAAAGGCAGCCUUGGGCAAGACUUUGCCACAUCAACAUUUCCCAUCCAUUCCAUCAGUUAGGAAGUUUAAGCCAAAAUGUGGAACUAUCUGCCAGACCAACCUUCCCCAUACUGGUGCCUUCUGGAUGUUUUAGAACUACAGCUCCCCAUCAACCCCAGCCAGCACAAGCUGAUGGGAAUUGUAGUCUAAAAUGGCCAUGCUGGCUGGGGACUGAUGGGAGUUGUAGUCCAAAACAAGGCUGUCCUGGCUGGGGCUGAUGGGAAUUGUAGCUCAAGACACCUGGAAGGCACCAGGUUGAUGAAGGCUGUGCUAGACUCUUACAAGCGUAAAAACAUUACAGUGUUAUUUAUUUAUUAAUUAAAUUUGUGUACUGUCCUUCAUCUGAAGAACUCAGGGUGGUUCACAGAGUAUAAAAACACAAAAUAAAAACACAAAAUACAUAAUAAAAACAAGAACAAACCAAACCAACCCCCCUCCCACAAACACAUUUAAAUGGACAAUUAAGCAGAAUGAACCAUUAUUUAUCCUUUUCAGGGGACACUGCAGGGGGUGGGUGAGGAAUAAUUCCAUGAUAUGGGGUGCAGGGUCUCUAACAGAGGAUUCUCAUUCUCACGCCACCCACAUCAAACUGUAAUAGGAGAUGCUACGAUAAUAGAAGAGUAUUGGAACUGAUGCUGGCUUGUAGUGUAGUCCCAGCCUUGCAUUUCUAAUGCUUUUAAAGUGGAGAGAAGCAAGAGCAGACUAGAAAGGUCAUUUUCUGGGGGAAAUCAUAAUUAAAACACAGGGACCUUCUCGAAUGAGCAAAGGUAUCACAAAUGUAUUGCAGAAACUGAGCGUCCAGGAUGUGAAAGGGUUGCUUGGUGUAAAUUUGCCUGAUUUGAAAGAAGUUGAGAAUGAUCCUUCGGUAGCCCUGUGGAUCAAGAGCCAUUUUCAGUCUGAGCUGGACACUCUUGAGAUUGGUCUGAGAGGAGGGAUGACCUCUCUGUCCUCCACAGCAACCAGCAUCACAGUAGCAGAUGCCUCCGAGUCUACAACACCCAUUGACACUCCAACAGCUGAUCCUCCUACUGCUCCCAGUACGGGGUCAACCUCAUUUGCCACAAGUGACUCAGUGACCUCUGGUGACAAUGCAGCAGUGUUCUCCAGCAGCAGUGCUGCUAUGCAACCCCUUUCAACACCACUCUUUGAAACCAGCACUGAGGCCAAUGAAACCUCUUUUGUCUCCACCAACAUUACCCACACAAGGGUCGCCAUAGAUCCCAGAGUUGCUUUCUCCACCCAAGCUCCAGCUAUCUCAUCCAGUGUCACAGCUACUUCAGAUGAUACCAUCAGUGGAACAUCGGCCCCUCCCACAGCAAGAGAUGUCAACACAACUACCUCUGACAGAGGUUCAGCAGAUUCCAACGACACCGGAACUGAUAGCACGACUUUUCCUACCAUCCCGAUAGACUCCACCAUUGCAGUUUCCACCAAAAUAAUGGCUACCUCCUCCAAUGUCACAACUGCCUCAAAUGAUACUGUCAGUGGAAUACCUGACCCUACCUCUGCAACAGGCAUCAACGUGACUGCCAACACCACACCAGCCUCCAACUCCACCACAAUCAGUGAUACAAGUCUCCCUACCACUGCAGUGGACACAAACCUGACUGCCUCCACCAACACCACACCAGCCUCUGACACCACCGCGAUCAGCGAUACAAGUCUCCCUACUACUGCAAUGGAAACCAACCUGACUGCUGCCACCAACACCACACCAGCGUCUGACACCACCACGAUCAAUGAUACAAGUCUCCCUACUACUGCAAUGGAGACCAACCUGACUGCCACCAUCAACACCACACCAGCGUCUGACACCACCACGUUCAACGAUACAAGUCUCCUUAUCACUGCAAUGGAGACCAACCUGACUGCUGCCACCAACACCACACCAGUCUCCAACUCCACCACAAUCAAUGAUACAAGUCUUCCUACCACUGCAAUGGAGACCAAUCUGACUGCCGCCAUGAACACCACACCAGCCUCCGACACCACCACGAUCAACGAUACAGGUCUCCUUACCUCUGUCACCAAUGUGACUACUGUCAUCAGUGCAACUGUUUCCUACACACCUGCCAUCAGCACAAACCACACUCAUAGUGCAAAUGCAACCACAGUUGGCACCAGCAAUGGAACUUCCGCUAUGCCUGGCAUGACUGCUACAUCUUCUGAAAGGCCUUCAGCACCACCUAAGCCCAUGCCAAAUGCCACAACCCCAGCACCUCUCAGUGCUGUCACAAAAAUGAAGGAAACGAUGUCAACUGCUUCAAGCAAGACUACCGUUCAUGUCCCAGAAACAUCCCCUAAGACAGGAGUCUCACUAGGGCCCGUCUCACCUCAAACCACAAGGAGAGCCACCAGCAGAACACCUUCGAGAACGAAACCACCAUUGCAGCCAACACCCAACGGCUACAUCAAUCUUCAGCCGCUAAGUGGUAAGUGCCUAUGAUUUAAAUAUCUGCUAAAUAUCUAUCAUGUCUAAGGGCAGGGAAUCUCUAUCUUAAUAGCACCUUCAUGGUGGAAUGACCUCUGUGAAGGGACUAGACUGACUUAUCAGGGGGAAACAAUGUUCUAAAUUAUGAGGAAGGGCCAUGGCUCAGUGGUAGAGCAUCUGCUUUGUAUGCAAAAAGUCCCUGGUUCAAUUCCCGGAAUCUCCAGUUAGAGCUCAGUAUGUCCAAUGCCUAACACUCUGGAAUGCCGCUGCCAAUCAGUGUAGGCAAUACUGAGCUGGAUGGUCUGAUGUGGUGCAAGGCAGCUUUCCUUCCACUGAAAAGGCUGUGGCUGAACAGACUUACCUAACAACACCAGGCAUAUUAGCAGGGGAGGGUGAGAAAGUGCAUUCAAGUUCAUUCAAAAUUUGAUGUACAUCAUCUUUCACAGAACAGCUCUUAUGUUCUGAAAACAACAGCCCUUAAGGCUACAUAUGUGAUAUUUGGCCCAGAAAAGGUGGAUUUGGUUCCCCUCCGAGGCCUAGUGGGUCUAUGGAGGCUCCUCCAAAGUGUCUGAAGCUUAGAACAAAACCCUAGGUUAUAGAAAUCUGAUCUCUAUUUUGUACAUUAUUUUUUGCAUAAUCCAUGGUGAGGAAAGGGCAUUUACAGUGUAGAAUUUCCAGUCCUCUAGCAAAUCUGAGGAUCUUGAAUGCAAAAACAACAGUGGCUCAUUUGAACUACCCCUCUGCUUUCUCCAUCCAGGAUCAUCUUCCAGCUUAACCUCCACCUGUCUUCUUCUGACAUUGUCCCUUGUGGUUGGAAUCCCACUUCAGAGGAGGCUUCUCUGAGGGUAUUUUUGCUUCCUUGCACCUCCCGGCAGUAACUGGGGACGGCAAAGGCAAGAGCUUUGAAGUUCUACAAGGGGAGCCGUUUGGAACCCAUGGAUCAAACGCCAAUGCUCUCUGGACUGUGGGUCUCUUCUGACUUUUAUGUGCAUAGUAACUGCCCUGUGCCUAAUGCAAAUUUUGCCUGCUGCAAAGCUGCUGUGUUUCUCUCUACCCUCAUUUUGUUAUGGUGACACUUCCACACUCAAGGUAGUGCUGAGAUCCAGCACCAUCUUUCCUGUCCUCUGUGCAUGCUGGAUCCUGGUCUGCUGAGCCUCCUGGAACAGCUGUGCUCCUGAAUUCCUUUCUGGGCCUGUGUUAGUAACCAGAACUGCACCAUCAGCACCUCAGGUUGGUUCCGAGCAAGGGGAAGCAAGAAGACUGGCUUUGCUCAGCCCACCCAUCAGUCAGCUUGAAGAGUUGGGAACCUAGCAGAAAGCAAACCGCUUUCUCUGCCCCUUGGCUACUAGUCAUGAUGGCUGUCUUUUGCUUCCACUGUUGGAGACAGUCUGCCUCUGAAUACC
Podarcis lilfordi (Lilford's wall lizard) is the source of this 55259-nucleotide messenger RNA. Lineage: Eukaryota; Metazoa; Chordata; Lepidosauria; Squamata; Lacertidae. The record is from the annotation of a GenBank genome assembly.